AUGUCUUCAUGGCUGGUUUGCAUCAGUGCCUGGGGAGGAGCCAUCGUUAGGACCAAUAAGGCCUGUAUUGUCCCCUUCGGCCCCCUCACUCCAGCCGCCUUCCUGCUGAAUGGUUAAUCAUCUGGAAGUUUGGAGCAAAGUAUCAAUUACUGACUUACUCUGGUCCCAGAUCUGUCUUAGCCUGGUCCCAGUUACUCUCUGUUUUCAUCCCUUCUCAGGAAUGCGUAAUGCCACUUGUGUUACUACGCGCCUUUGCGUACUUGACCGAUCUUCUCAUCUAACCUUACACAUGACAUGUUGCUUGUCAACUACUAUCAGGGAUGUCCAAAAAGCAACAGACAUUAAGCAGAUCCUUUGGCGUUUCGCCACCUACAAAGAAACGCCAACUGGAGCCAGAGCCGAAGAAAAUACUUUUUUCGGAAAAGUGGCUUGAAGCUAACGAUGAGCGCACUGAAAUGUGGUGCAAGAUUUGCCGCUCAAAUCCACAUCUAGCAGACAAAACAGGUGCAUUUUAUAAAGGCUCAAAGAAUUUCAACCAUCCUUUAUUUGACAAACAUGAAAAGAGCAAGGAGCACACGAAUGUGGCGCAAGCCAUUGCUAAAAGCUAGCCGAGAAUAAAUGUCCAGUCGCCGAGACAAGCUGAAUGAAGAACAGCGGCAAGCUCUGUUUAAUAUUUUUCUCUUUCCAUAAAGCUAAACACGCACGUCCCAUGUCUUCCUAUUCUGAGGAUGUUCCUUUACUGAAUGCUUUUUGAUGGAUCUGAGGACAUCACAAAAACUGAGCAGGAAAUAGUUUACAUUGUGUCUGUGUCCAGCAACGGAGAGUUUACUUCGGACUUUAUUGGACUGAUUGAAUUGGGUGCUGACCGAACCGCACAGGCCAUAACAGACGGACUUGUGAGACUUUUGGUAAGUUUCAUAAUACCAGAUGGUCUGCAUGGAGUCAUGAAACACUGUUAAAAAUAUCAAGACUAUUGCCAGCCAUUAAAAUGCAACUGGUUACCAGGUAUUUAUUUCAGUCACACUGGUUGAAUUUUUGGCUAAAAGGUUACUGAAUCGAUUUCAAGUCACUGAAUCGUUUCGGAUCGUAUCGUUCUAAAUGAACCAAUAUCGUCCUUGAAUCGUAUCGACAACCACGAAUCGUGAUACAAAUCGAAUCGUUGUUAAAACGAAUCGUUACACCCCUACUUCUAACAGAAGAGAUGAAGAGGUUUAUGUAAAUGUGAAAAUGCUAAUAGAGGAGCUACAGAGAUCAUGGUACUGUUGUGGUCUGAAUUUACAUUUACAUUUUAGUCAUUUAGCAGACGCUCUUAUCCAGAGCGACUUACAUGAGCAAUUAGGGUUAAGUGCCUUGCUCAAGGGCACAUCGGCAGAUUUUUCACCUAGUCGGCUCGGGGAUUAGAACCAGCGACCUUUCGGUUACUGGCACAACGCUCUUAACCACUAAGCUACCUGCCGCUUCAUUUAACAUGUUGUCUACUGAGAAUGUUGGUUUGGCCAGUUCACUGGGUCAGGACCCUAUUGGCCAGUUCACUGGGUCAGGAUCUUAUUGGCCAUUUCACUGGGUCAGGACCUUAUUGGCCAUUUCACUGGGUCAGGACCUUAUUGGCCAUUUCACUGGGUCAGGACCCUAUUGGCCAGUUCACUGGGUCAGGACCUUAUUGGCCAGUUCACUGGGUCAGGACCUUAUUGGCCAGUUCACUGGGUCAGGACCCUAUUGGCCAGUUCACUGGGUCAGGACCCUAUUGGCCAGUUCACUGGGUCAGGACCCUAUUGGCCUUCUGGGUCAGGCCUAUUGGCCAGUUGUCAGACUAGAUCAUGGGUCAGGACCCUAUUGGCCAGUUCACUGGGUCAGGACCUUAUUGGCCAGUUCACUGGGUCAGGACCCUAUUGGCCAGUUCACUGGGUCAGGACCUAUUGGCCAGUUCACUGGGUCAGGACCUAUUGGCCAGUUCACUGGGUCAGGACCUUAUUGGCCAGUUCACUGGGUCAGGACCCUAUUGGCCAGUUCACUGGGUCAGGACCUAUUGGCCAGUUCACUGGGUCAGGACCCUAUUGGCCAGUUCACUGGGUCAGAAGGACUGUGUCGGAAAGGGUUCCUUUUAGGGUCAAUCCAAACGUGUUUGGUUAGGUCUCACAACAACCCAGCCAAAAGGUUUGGGGAAAAGUUUGUGAAUCACUGUGUGAGGGUUUUUACCAAGAAGAGUUUCUCUGCUCCCGUGCCGAGGGCGUACCCAUAAUGCAACAGGACACCUUUGUUACCUUGGCACACACCACCUCUCCUCCUCUCCUCUCAACCUCUCCUCGAAUCCUUUUGAAGCCUAUUUGACUUCCGCCAUCAACUACCCAAAAACUGUAGGCAGGGAUGAAAGGAUGAGGGAGGAGAGGAGAGGAGAGGAGAGGAGCUUGCCCGCGAAGUGAAUGCUGCAUACGCUUCUUUCUUUUGAACAAAAAAAAAGUGUUAUUUUAUCGUCUGUGUCAAAUUCAGUGAUCCACAUCUCAACAUCUGAGGGGAGUUAGGGGAGCGAGUGAAUUGAUUUUCCCUCCUUUAUAUUUAGUGGGAAGGAUGAGGAUGAAUAAUAAUGAAGAAGUGGAAGGUAGGAACGCUUUAGUAGAACUGAAUAACUUUGUGCUAAAAAAAACAACAUUUUUUAGAAGGAGAUGUUAUUGAACGUUGUAAAUCUUAAUGUCUUCAUGUUUAUUUCAUGUCUUUUUUAUCAGCUGUUGAAACGUCCCCUCAGGCCUGUCUGUGAAUACAAAGAGACAGGGACUAAUAGAAUAGAAUGAUUAAGAUUAGGAACUAAUUAUAUUUUCUCCUUCUCUGUAUUUUUCCUCCUCUCUCUCUCCUACCCUCCUCCCUCACUCCCUCAUCUCUCUCUCUCCCCCCCUUUCUCCUCGAUCUCCUUCAGUCUCUCUCUCUCUCUCAUACCCUCCUCCUCCCUCUUCUUCUCCCUCCUCUCUCUCUCUCUUUCUCUCUCUACCAAGUUACAAAGAGACAUAAAGAGUAACAUAAUAAUAGUUUUCUCUCCCCAUCCUCCUCCCUCUCCUCCAGAGAUGGUGUGGCAGUGGGUCCUGGCUGCCAUCUUGGCGACGCAGUCUCUCUCCCUCCUCGGCUCCGCCCACAACGAGUUCACCUCCGACACCCUCAUCAACAACGUAGUCCAGGACCCAACCACCGGUCGGCUGUACGUGGGCACGGUCAACGCCAUCUACCAACUGAACCAAUCCCUGUACACCGAGGCCCGCACCAAAACAGGACCCAGAUUGGACAACCGCCAGUGUACCCCGCCCGUGACGGGCUCCUGCCAGGAAGCGGUGGAGACCGACAACCAUAACAAACUGCUCCUCAUCCAUCCAUCCAAAGACACCUUGAUAGUGUGUGGGAGUCUGUACAGAGGAAUCUGUUCUCUGAGGAGCCUGUCUAAUGUAGAGCAGCUGCUGUACUUCAACGAUACUAAAGGAGAGAGGACGUACGUGGCCAGUGCUGAGGAGAGUGUGUCUGUAGUAGGGGUCAUGUCUUACUACGUCAGCAAGGACAAUGAGAACAGUAAGAACUUCACCGUCUUCCUGGUAAGUGGACUAACCACACCGUGAUAUGUCACAGUAAUAAUAAUAUGUCAUUUAGCAGACACUUUUAUACAAAGCGACGUGUAUAAAUGUUCUACGUAUGGGUGGUCCCAGGAAUUGAACCCACUAUCCUGGCGUUGCAAUUGCCAUGCUCUACCAACUGAGCUACAGAGGACCACAGGGUUGUUCUGGUUUUUAAUCUGCUAUUGUGACGUAGAGAUCUAUAGAUGGUCUCUACCAACUGAGUUACAGAGGACCACAGGGUUUCUGUUUCUAAUCAGCUAUGGGGACAUAGAUGGUAUCAUAUUUAUCACUAUUCACUGGGACUCAAAUGGAACUCCACUCCACUGAAUGUCCUGCAACCUUGUUGUGAUGUUUUUGAUGUUAUAUGGGGAUUUAAAAUGGUAAAGGUACUAGAUAAGUGAAUUUCACAUGUUCUGUUCCCUCUGUCUUGUCCUAGGUGUGUAAAGGUUAUGGCAGCCACGACUGCACCAAGCUGAAACAUGUUGUAUUUACUUCCUGGUCACCAUGGUAUCUGGUAUUUGCCCCCUCUCUGUUCUCUUCAGGUGGCUAAGGGCUACGGCAGCCAUGACAGCACCAAGCUGAUCAGCACCCGUAUCCUCCAGGACCAUGGUGACUGGGUGUUGUUCGACAGUAUCAUCGAGGCCUCGGCCGUCCAGUCCAACCCCUUCACACUGCGUUACCUCCACGACUUCAAACACGUCUUCAAGGUAAGAAAGACGGAGAAAAGCCUUUUGCACACACAGCAGUGUGAAACGUCCCCUUGGGCCGGUCUGUGAUUACAGCGUUACCAAGAGACUGAAAGGGGAAUAGAAUGAUUCAUCUCACUCUUUUUCCGCUCCUUUUUUUUCACUUUCUCUCUCUCUCUUUUUAUGUCUUCUCUUCUUCCAGGAUGAAUGGCUUUGUCUACUUCCUGUUCUCCAGAACCCUGGGCGCCCAGGAUUCAGGAACCAAGAACUUCACCUUUAUCUCCAGGAUGUGUGAGAACGACCACAACUACUACUCGUACACAGAGCUCCAGCUGAACUGCAGCGCGGGGAACAGGUACAACAAGGUCCAGGCAGCCUACGUGUCCCUUCCAGGAGAAGCCCUGGCCAAAAAUAUGAGCUCCUCUGGCCAGUACGGACCGGUUGGAGCCCUGGAUAAGGUAUGUAUUUCAACUUAAUCCGCUAUCCAGUUCAAUUCUAUAGCCCAAUUAAAUUGUAUAACCCCUAAUAGAAUUGUUCGAAGGGGACAAAUAGAGUUGUUUGAAUUAGAUUGAAUCCCACAAAAAUGUGUUUGGACAGAUGAAGCGGGUAUUUUCUUUAGGAAAAUGACUUUUUGUAGUUUUCCAUUUCACCAUUAUUUAACCAGGCAAGUCCGAACCAUCAGAACAGUCUGUUAAGAACAGUGACUUCUGUAUUGCUGUCAGGUUCUGUUUGUGGUGUUCAGCUCGGACGAUGACAGCUCCACCUCGGCAGUGUGUAUGUACCCACUGAGGGCCAUCAACAAGAGACUGGUGGAGAUCAUAGGAGCCUGCUACAGCAACAAGGGACACAUUAACGGGACGUCUGCCGUCUACUCACCGUACUCCUCCAAGUCAGAUGAGCUGUGUAAAACUGAAAAGGAGGUUUGUAGCCUUACCAGCACAUCCAGUCAAGGGCAGUUGUACUGUAUGUCCUCUGGUAAGAGGAUGGAGAAUGUAUCUGGUGUUAGCUAGCAGGUCAGUUUUGAAGCAAUUGAUGGUUUUCUAGUUUACAUUGAAGUUAUGGUUGUUGCUCUUCUACAAUUAACUUUACAAGAGGAUGUAGAUAUGAUCUAAUAACUGUUACAUUAUCACAUCUACCUACUAAUGAAAUAAUGUAUCUGACGUUGAUUCCUCCCCUCUACAGAAUGGCAUGGUGAUCUCCCAAAAGUGUGGUGCUGAGUUCCUGCCCUCCCCACUUGCCAGUAGGGCAGAGUUCGCCCUGGCAACCAAACCCAUCUUCACCAAGAAGGGCCUGAUGACCGCUGUGGCCGUCGCUGUGGAAACGGAGCACACCGUUGCCUUCCUGGGGACUGCUUUAGGAGAGGUACUAGCUAAUAGUGAUGGGCAUUCCCAGUCUUUUCGGUGAGCCAGAUCUUUUGGCUCCCAAUGGAUCUUUGUUCAGUAGUCCUUACAAAUGGAUGAAAAACCAUGACAAAUAUAAAAAGGUCUCAUGUAAAGGCUGAAGGGUUGCCUACCAUUAUGUCAGAUUGUGACGCGAGUUCAAUUAAAUUGUUUACCUGGCCAAAUUAAAUCCCUUGAAAUGUAUGUAAUUUUUGUGUGGACCACAAUGAGGUUUUCUUCAGAGAAUGUUUUUUUUAAACUGAACUCCAGAUGAUGGGUUAGGAGGUGCAAUCUUCAGAGAUGUUUUUCUACUGAACUCAGAUAUGGUUGAGAGGUGCAAUCUUCAGAGAAUGUUUUUCUAACUGAACUCCAUGAUGGUUAGGAGUUCAUCUUCGAGAAUGUUUUUCUACAACUGAACUCCAGAUGAUGGUUGGGGAGUGCAAUCUCAGAGAAUGUUUUUCUAACUGAACUCAUGAUGGUUGAGGAGGUCAAUCUCAGAGUGUUUUUCUAACUGAACUCAGAUGAUGGUUGAGGAGUGCAUCUUCAGAGAUGUGUUUCUCACGAACAGAUGAUGGUUGAGGGGUGCCAUCUUCAAGAAUGUUUUUCUAACUGAACUCAGAUGAUGUUGCGAGGUGCAAUCUCAAUAAUGUUUUCUACUGAACUCCAGAUGAUGUUGAGGAGUGCAAUCUUCAAAGAAUGUUUUUCUAACGGAACUCCAUGAUGGUUGAGGAGGUGCAAUCUUCAGAGAAGGUUUUCUAACUGAACUCAGAUGAUGGUUGAGGAGGUGCAAUCUUCAGAAGUUUUUCUAACUGAACUCCAGAUGAUGGUUGAGGAGGUGCAUCUUCAGAGAUGUUUUUCUAAUGACUCAGAUGGUGAGGAGGUGCUCUUCAAGGAAUGUUUUUCUAACUGAACUCAAAUAUGGUUGAGGAGGUGCAUCUUCAGAGAUGUUUUUCUACUGAACCUCCAGAUGAUGGUUGAGGAGGUUGCAACUUCAGAGAAUGUUUUCUACUGAACUCCAAAUGUUGAGGAGUGCAAUCUUCAGAGUAAUGUUUUUCUAACUGACCUCCAGAUGAGGUUGAGGAGGUGCAUCUUCAGAGAAUGUUUUUUUUAAACUGAACUCCAGAUGAUGGUUGAGGAGGUGCAAUCUUCAGAGAAUGUUUUUCUAACUGAACUCCAGAUGAUGGUUGAGGAGGUGCAAUCUUCAGAGAAUGUUUUUCUAACUGAACUCCAGAUGAUGGUUGAGGAGGUGCAAUCUUCAGAGAAUGUUUUUCUAACUGAACUCCAGAUGAUGGUUGAGGAGGUGCCAUCUUCAGAGAAUGUUUUUCUAACUGAACUCCAGAUGAUGGUUGAGGAGGUGCAUCUUCAGAGAAUGUUUUUCUAACUGAACUCCAGAUGAUGGUUGAGGAGGUGCCAUCUUCAGAGAAUGUUUUUCUAACUGAACUCCAGAUGAUGGUGGUCUGGAGCUCAAACUGCAGCAGUAGCAGGGAGCCAAAUGAACAGCUCAGUUCUCGACGUUCACCAAAAAGAGCCGUUGGUUGGCGGACGACCCGUCACUACUAGUUAACACCUUACUAUUGCAAUACGGUCAUUCUUACACUAACACUCACACUUGUCUUUCUUACUAGCACUCUAACUGAUUUAGCUAAUAGCUGCUUUUUUGAAGAAAGUUUUACUUGAGGAAAGCAAUGACUGUGAUAUGUGGUUGGUCUUACCUAUAAGAGCGUCUGCUAAACAGAAAGGCGUCCUGCUGAAAUGUUAUUCAAUAGGCUGCUCGGACUUAUAUAGAUUGUCCUUAGUAGUUGACUAAUGUCUUCUGCGUCGACCUGGCCACCUUUUCUGUCUUCUUUCUGCUAAUGAAACGCAGGUGCUGAAGCUGCACCUGUCGGCCAGUCCAGAGGUGUACGGCCGCGCCCCGGGGGAGAACACCGGUGACAAGGUCAACAAGAACCUGCUGUUUGACACCAGCCUCACACACCUCUACAUCACCACAGAGAAGAAGGUGAGCCGUGAACAUAUCUAGAACUUUAUUCGAUAGUGUAGAUUUUUAUCGGUGUGAGGCACUCCAUGCAUUUUGGUUAGUGCGAUAUCAAUGUUUGAAUCACCCAUGAUUGUUUUUCUCAUAGAUCACCAAGGUGCCAGUGCAGGCGUGCCACCUGAAGUCAGACUGCCAGUCCUGCGUGUCACAGAAAGACCCCUACUGUGGGUGGUGUGUGCUGAAGGGCAGGUGAGUACAGUACCAGUUAUGCUAUAGCCAAUGUUCCCUCUAAGCUGCCGCGCAGAAGAAAUAUCAGCCCGCGCAGAGAAGCACGAGAUUGAAUUUCAUUCCAUUUUCUAGAGUUUUCCCCUUAGUUAACCACUAUCAGUUUUUCCCUUUACUGUGGGAAUUGUGAUUGAAUCAACGCUUUCAAUGCAACAUACAGAAACAAAAUGAACUAUGCAAGAGAUUUUGUUGUAGGCAGAACACAUUGGAGUAGGAUUCUAUUGCGUUGACAGGCACUACUCAGCCCCUACUCUACACAGACCAGUGCGCCAUAACCAAUCAGAGCUGCAUGUAGCCACUUGUGCACAUUUUGUUCAUAUCCUUUCCUAGUUAGUGAGUUAUUAGCCCAGUUAUAGAUCAUUUGUAGUCAGCAAUAGGGGAGUGAUUGCUUCCUACAAGAGUACAAAACGUAUACAUUUCUAGACAUCUUUGAAAAGCAAGUCAGGUAAAGAUAGGUUUUUGUCUUAAAGGGGCAGUGUUGUAUUUUGUGACAGGCUUGAAUAAGUUAAGUUGACAAUAGGCAGAGGGUAGCAUAAUUUGUCUGAUUCUCUGUAAUAAUGGUAUGGGAAUAAUAAUGCAUUAUAUUUUGUAAAGUGGUUUCUUGCAUCAAACAACACAACAACGUUUUCAGUCACCUCCUUGUCUGAAGGAAAAGUGGAUAAACAGGUUAAUGUUCAAAAGUCUCAUGGAAUGUAGGCCUACAUUGAACACCCCACAUUGGCUGCUACUGUAGGCUGAAUGAUAGAACAGCUAUUUGCUCAGUGCCCAACAAAUUUGAGGGAACAUUGGUUAUAGCUGCAAUAUUUCCUGCUGUUCAUUGAUCUUUCAAUGAAUAAUAAAAUAUAACUUAUAAAUGUCUUAUGAGCUUAGUACUGCCUUCUCCUAUUAUAGAUGGUCCAGGACUAUUUUCUCUCUUUAGCUCCUAUCAUUUAUGAACCGGGCAUGGAUACAGGUAGCAGACUCCUGGUUAGCUGUAGUCUAGGGUUAGGGUUAGCUGUAGUCCAGGGUUAGGGUUAGCUGUAGUCCAGGGUUAGGUGUAGUCCAGGGUAAGGGUUAGCUGUAGUCCAGGGUUAGGGUUAGCUGUAGUCCAGUGUUAGGUGUAGUCCAGGGUAAGGGUUAGCUGUAGUCCAGGGUUAGGUGUAGUCCAGGGUAAGGGUUAGCUGUAGUCCAGGGUUAGCUGUAGUCUAGGGUUAGCUGUAGUCCAGGGUAAGGGUUAGCUGUAGUUCCGGGUUAGCUGUAGUCUAGGGUUAGCUGUAGUCCAGGGUUAGGGUUAGCUGUAGUCCAGGGUUAGGUGUAGUCCAGGGUAAGGGUUAGCUGUAGUCUAGUGUUAGGGUUAGGUGUAGUCCAGGGUAAGGGUUAGCUGUAGUCUAGUGUUAGGGUUAGCUGUAGUCUAGGGUUAGCUGUAGUCCAGGGUUAGGGUUAGCUGUAGUCCAGGGUUAGCUGUAGUCCAGGGUUAGCUGUAGUCUAGGGUUAGCUGUAGUCUAGGGUUAGCUGUAGUCUAGUGUUAGGGUUAGCUGUAGUCUAGGGUUAGGGUUAGCUGUAGUCUAGGGUUAGGGUUAGCUGUAGUCCAGGGUUAGGGUUAGCUGUAGUCCAGGGUUAGGUGUAGUCCAGGGUAAGGGUUAGCUGUAGUCUAGGGUUAGGGUUAGCUGUAGUCUAGGGUUAGCUGUAGUCCAGGGUUAGGGUUAGCUGUAGUCCAGGGUUAGCUGUAGUCUAGGGUUAGCUGUAGUCUAGGGUUAGCUGUAGUCUAGUGUUAGGGUUAGCUGUAGUCUAGGGUUAGGGUUAGCUGUAGUCUAGGGUUAGGGUUAGCUGUAGUCUAGGGUUAGGGUUAGCUGUAGUCUAGGGUUAGGGUUAGCUGUAGUCUAGGGUUAGGGUUAGCUGUAGUCUAGUGUUAGGGUUAGCUGUAGUCUAGUGUUAGGGUUAGCUGUAGUCUAGUGUUAGGGUUAGCUGUAGUCUAGUGUUAGGGUUAGCUGUAGUCUCGUGUUAGGGUUAGCUGUAGUCUAGUGUUAGCUGUAGUUCAGGGUUAGGGUUAGCUGUAGUCUAGGGUUAGCUGUAGUCUAGGGUUAGGGUUAGCUGUAGUCCAGGGUUAGCUGUAGUCCAGGGUUAGCUGUAGUCCAGGGUUAGGGUUAGCUGUAGUCCAGGGUUAGCUGUAGUCCAGGGUUAGGGUUAGCUGUAGUCUAGGGGUAGCUGUAGUCUAGGGUUAGCUGUAGUCCAGGGUUAGCUGUAGUCCAGGGUUAGCUGUAGUCUAGGGUUAGGGUUAGCUGUAGUCCAGGGUGUGACUGGUCUGUUCUCCUCCAGGUGUACCAGGAAGGGAGACUGUCCCGGGGUUGAUGACAACAGGUGGCUGUGGAGCCCCAACCAGCAGUGUGUUCAGAUCCAGGCCUUUAGCCCACCCAACCUCAGCUGUAUGAAGACCCAGCAGGUACUGAGUCUGAGUGGUUGAGUUUCCCUGUCAUUGGCAGCUGUCCUCUCCAGUGUGAAAGUAGCCUCAUCUGUUGUGCUGGGUUUGCUUCAUUCGGAAUUCAUUCGUUCUGAGUUUAACUCUAGUCAAUUCCACUAAGCUCUGCUCCCUUCCAGUGCAUUUCACACACACACACACACACACACACACACACACACACACACACACACACACACACACACUCUAAAAUUAGCUUUCUUGGGCAGUUCUGGAUUAAUGAACUGUGUACAUUUAAACUGCACACCUGAAUAUCAGUCACUUCCCUUUGUUUCACCCCAUUUCAUCUGUUCUCUCCAGCAACUUGAGUUUUUGUCACAUAACCACUCCUGUGAAUCAAAAAAAAUAAUGGCAUUGAGAUGAUUUCCUCAAUGGACCUCUUUGUAUUCAAGAGGGAGUUUAUCUUGUUUCUCUGUCUCUCUCUCUCCCUCCCUCCCUCUCUUCCACUCUCAAAAACCUCUCUGUUUAUCUCCUGUCCAGGUUGAAAUCGACAUCCCCACCCUCCCCAGGAUCAGCCGUUCUGACGUUAUAGAGUGCAGGUUUGGUUUGUUCAGUAGUGGAGCUGUGGUGAUUGAUCAGAAGGUCACCUGUACUCUCCCUGACCCUGUGGACAUCCCCCCUACACCUGACAAGCAGGGUGAGUCCUCCUGAAUACUAGUCCUCCUGAAUACUAGUCCUCCUGAAUACUAGUCCUAACCCCAGUCCUUAGGUCCUUGGGUAGUAGAUGGGUACUGUAUACUGUUUUUAAGCCUGGAUAUCAGUCUGUUUCUUUUUUAACCAACUUGUCUUUAUCUUGCCAAAACAAGGCAACAAUGUAGUGUUUUUAUUCAAUACAGAAUCAGUCAGGUGACCAGGCUAACAUUUCCUCUCAGGGUAAUGGACUGUUUUGUGGGAACUGUGAUAUUCUGUGAUAUUCUGUUCAGACUUUGUGACGGUGCCAGUGAGGAUCCUGGUCAACGAUAGCAUCGAGGUGACGUCCAGUGAAUACAAGUUCUACAACUGUGCAGCCACUGUCAGGAAGUCCGAGAACACACCGUAAGUGGCGCCAGUUGAACCCUUUAUGGUCAUCAACCUUUUCUGAGGCAAGAUCACUUUUGGAGUCAAAAAGCAAGCUGAGAUCUACCACUCAGAUUUUUUUUUAAACAUGGCCUGUCAAUAUUUUUCUUCUCAGACCAUAUUAUGUUUCAAAACUGGAGCUUUGAUAACAAAAUAGAUCAGUUGUAUCAUUUGCGAGGCACAGCUGAGCAUAAAUUGAAAUUAUACUAUUUAAAUUAUAUUAUUUAAUUUUACUGGAGUUGAUGGUACCUACAUAUGAUGGUCAGUCUCAGCGGAGGGAGAGCGCAGCAGAGGGUCCUCCUCUCAUGGUCCCUGCUCUCUCCUUUUCUCCGGUAAGACUGACCAGAGAGAGGGGACACCAUCUUCCACCUGAUGGCGAAACCCGAGUCGCACCACAUUAUUUCUGCCUCAUUCACAAAUUCAGCUAUCCGAUUGACCCGCACAGUAGGCACACAGUUUGUCCCUUCAGACAAAUGAAAUGGUUCAAAAUGGGAACACUUUGCCUACCCGGCGCCCAGCACGUCUGAAUCAAGUGCAAGACUAAUAAAAUAAGUGGAGUGCAAGGCUUUGUCGUUGGCUUUUCAGAAAUGUUUGGUGAUCGACCAGUAGGUGACCACUGCUUUAUGGAAACAAACCGUUAAUCUGACAGUUAUUCUCAGUGCUCUGUUCAGUCAUUUUACACUGAACACUUUUGUGGAUCUCUGUGCUCAUUGGCUAUAUAAACUCUGACUCCCUAACUCUUCCUCCUAUUGGCUGAUUGUCCCCAGGUGUAUAGCGUGUGUGACCAGUGAGUGGCAGUGCCAGUGGAAUGGCCAGGACCACACCUGCAGUGACAGCGAUGACGCUGUAGAGGGAGCUCACGUCAUCAAAGCCCAACAAGUAGGAGGAAGCGCUGUCUCAGUGAACUUGACAUCUUGGCUCAAUCUCCUUUAGUCUUUCCACAGUUCCUCGCGUCCUCUCUCCCCGCCUCCUUCUCAAGAAGAAGGUCCAAUACUUUUUGAUAAGAGAGGAUGUGAGGAGUUGAGGGAAGAUUAAUUGAUAAAGAGCCAUUGUCUCUGAGCCAUCUUGUAUCUGUUACAGACUUUCUGCCUUAUAGGUGGCAACUAGCAAGCUCUUCCUGUCUGUCUGCCUGUCUGAUUAAACCAGCUAUAACCACCUUCUGUUCUCCCUCCAGGCUGAUAGCUGUCCUCAGUUUGAGAACCCAGAUCCUCAGCUCAUCCCUGUAGGCUACUGCAUCCCCAUCAGCUUCCAAGGGAAGAACCUGGACAUUUACAAGGUGAGAUAGACACAGCUCUUAGGCUUCGUCCCAAGUGACACCCUAUUACCUAUACAGUGCACUAUGUAGGGAAUAGGGUGCCAUUUGAGUGCACUAUGUAGGGAAUAGGGUGCCAUUUGAGUGCACUAUGUAGGGAAUAGGGUGCCAUUUGAGUGCACUAUGUAGGGAAUAGGGUGACAUUUCAGACACACCUCUAUUUACUCAAUGUCAAUCAUUGAUGAUAACAUUGUCUCUCUCUCUUGUCCUGUGUGUCUGUCUCUCUCUUGUCCUGUGUGUCUGUCUCUCUCUUGUCCUGUGUGUCUGUCUCUCUCUUGUCCUGUGUGUCUGUCUCUCUCUUGUCCUGUCUGUCUUAGGAUCGCACGUUUAAGAUAGGCACGGAGCUCAUGAAACACACAGAGGAAGAGUUCACCUUUGAUGAGGGGUCAAAGUUCAACUUCAAGGGUUAUGAGGUCAGUAAUAUCCACCUCUCUAGUUGAGAAAACACAGGUUUUAGAUCACAGCGCGCCACAUGAGCAGUAGAAGUUCUGUCUUUUCCCUCAGUCCCAAAGCCGGUGUUGUGAAAUGCAGGAUAUUCACCUCAAGCCUCCAGCCAGUAUUCCAACUCUUUCUCUCUCUCUCUCUCUCUCUCUCUCUCUCUCUCUCUCUCUCUCUCUCUCUCUCCCUCUCUCUCGUCUCCUCGCCCUCUCUCCCUCUCUACUCUCUCUCUCUCUCCUCUUCUCCUCUCUCCUCUCCUCCGCAUCUCUCUUCAUCUCUCCUCUCCUUCUCUCUCUCUCUCUCUCUCCUCUCUCGUCUCUCCUCUCUCUCUCUCUAUCACUCUUCUCUUCCCCCCUUCUCUCUCAGCGCUCUGCCGCAGUCUUCACUCGUCUCACCUCGCCUCCCUCCCUCUUGCCUCUCCGGCUCUCCAGUCCUCCUCUCUUCCUCCUCUCUCUCUCUCUCUCUCUCUCUCUCUCUACUGAUCUGUUUUCAUACUGAGUUUGAGAGGCUGCCAAUAUGGAGUUAAAGUAUAUUGAGCUGCGAACCACAGCACUGCUACCCACUGUGGGGGGAAGUCAUUGGGUUUAAUAAAAAACACAUCAGAUGGGGAGUCUAUUUUGGGAGAGAAAAAACCCAAAGUUCCCCAGAAAAAUUCCCUAGCUUGUUGUGUGUGUGCAUGCGUGCAUGUCAGCGCUUCCGUUAGGAAAAUGUGGUGUAGGACAUUUGACAGGAAGCAUUAGAAUUUAAGCCUUUUGAGAAAUUUACCGGACCCAUAUGCGUAACCUGAUUAGGGUGCUUAGAAUGACAGAAAUCACAUUUUGAUUAUGGUAAUUCAUCUUAACAGAAUAUGCAACUCAAGGAUGCAACGAUGUGCAGUUUGAAGAUGUUAGAAUAACUGUCCACAUUUACUUUUCUUCAGCCAACAAGACGAGUAACGAACAGCAAAAUCACUAGCCUAUGUCAAUCUAAUAUCCCCCAUAGUAGAAAAGUUGUCCUUGUGGUUCUGUGCAAGAAAGAAAUAGCCUAUUCCAAACAGACUCUGGGACAGUUGAGGGACGAUGGAUCCCAAAUUCAUACAACCACUAGGCUACGUCAUUAUUAUUUAUUUAUUUAUUUUUAAGAAAUGAGUCUGAUGCAACAGAUCAGAACGUUUAGCUUCCCGUUAGAAGCACAGCAAUGCUCACAUGGCAGUAGGCUACGUGCGGUUAUUAGUUCAAUAAUGCAAUUAGCAGUAAAACACUGUUCUUCUCCCGGACAAUUGUCCGGCGCCAGUUUUAUUUAUCGCUUUUCCUUUAUUUAUUUUAUUUUUUAAGCCAGCGAUAACCAGCUAACAGAAACCCUGGUGUGUGUGUGUGAGUCUCUGUGAGUGCGAGAAAGAGAGGGUUUUGCCAUGUCUCUGGCCCUCAGAUGUCAGUUUUCUCUGUUGUGUAUAUCCUGUGUGUUAGUUUGCCUACGACAAGGAGCAGGAGGUCAAUGUGUCCUUCCACAUCAAAGACAGAGACACAGAGAAGAAGAUUGACAGCACUCUGACUGGUGAGUCAGGUCCUCUAACACACACUGGAGUUGAUUCAGCACUGUUGUUCAAUGCUGUGUUCAAACAACUAUGUCAGUGUCUGAAUACAACCAGGAUUAUUCCGCAGGAACUGUUAAUCCAUUUGAACUCUUUCACCUUAAUGGACCUGCUUUGGAUAACCGGAGUAUCAGACAUAUUUAUUAUUCAUUCAUUAUUAUUAUUUAUACAUUUUUUGGACAAAGGUCAAGCUUAUUUGUAUAAGAUGUGAACCCUGUACAGACUGGUGGGUUAUUGGUAUUAAGUUGAUGUUUGUUCUCUUUCCCCUCCUCACCUCCUCCCCCCUCUGCUUCUCUCACCUCCCCUCUCCCCCUCCUCAACCUCCUCCCCCCUCUGCUUCUCUCACCUCCCAACCUCCCCCCCUGCUCUCUCAACCCCCCCCCCCCCUCAACCCCCCCUGCUUCUUCUCUCACCUCCCCUCCCCACCCUCACCUCCCCCCCUCUGCUUCUCUCCCCUCCCCAACCUCCCCCCCUCGCUUCUCUCACCUCCCCUCUCCCCCUCCUCCCCUCCUCAACCUCCUCCCCCUCUGCUUCUCUCACCUCCCCUCUCCCCCUCCUCAACCUCCCCCCUCUGCUUCUCUCACCUCCCUCUCCCCUCCUCCUCCCCUCCUCGCCUCUCACCUCCAACCUCCCCCCCUCUGCUUCUCUCACCUCCCCCUCCCCUCCUCCCCUCCUCACCUCCUCCCCCCUCUGCUUCUCUCACUUCUCUCUCACCCCCCCCCUCCCUCCUCAACCUCCUCCCCCCUCUGCUUCUCUCACCUCCCCUCUCUCCUCCUCCCCCCCUCUGCUCUCUCACCUCCCCCUCCUCCCCCCUCUGCUUCUCUCACCUCCCCUUCCACUCUCCUCAACCUCCUCCCCCCUCUGCUUCUCUCACCUCCCCUCCCCUCUCCUCAACCCCCCCCCCUCUGCUUCUCUCACCUCCCCCUCCUCCUCUCCUCAACCUCCUCCCCCCUCUGCUUCUCUCACCUCCUCUCUCCCAUUCUACCUCCUCCUCCUCUCCUCUCUCCACCUCCUCCUCCUCCUCCUCCCUCCCCCUCCUCUCCAUCUCUUAGUGGUGCUGUAUAACUGUUCUCUGGGUCGUGAGGACUGCAGCCUGUGUAAGAACGCCGACCCCAAAUACAACUGUGUGUGGUGUGCCAAUAUGAAGUCCUGUGUCUACAGGGAAUUGUGCCAGUCCCAGGAACCAGCGCAGUGCCCCAACCCCAAGAUCACUGACGUGAGAACAGUCUCUCUCUAUGAUCUGGUGCACUCUUCCUUCCUGUCUUCUUCUUUCCUCUAACUGUCACUGUCUUGUUUUACUCUUCUCUCACACUGCUGUCCUCCUCAACUUGCUCUCUCUUUCUCGCUCUCCCUCCCGCUCUCUUUCCUCUUUCCCCCAUCUCUCUCACUCUCCUCUCUCGCUUCCCCCUCUCCCUAUCUCUUUCUCCUCUCUCCCCCUUUCGUCCCCUCUUUCUCUUUCUUGCCCUCGCUCCCUCCCCCCUCUCUCUCCCUCCCCUCCCCUCUCUCUCUCUCUCUACCCCAACUCCCUAUCCCUCUCCUCCUCUCUCUCCCCUCUCCUCUCCCCCUCUCUCUUUCUCCCUACUAUAUACACACUGAACUACUACUGUAAUGACUGUUCACUACUAUAUACACACUGAACUACUACUGUUAUGACUGUUCACUACUAUAUACACACUGACUACUACUGUAAUGACUGUUAGCUACUAUAACACACUGAACUACUACUGUAAUGACUGUUCACUACUAUAUACACACUGAACUACUACUGUAAUGACUGUUAGCUACUAUAUACACACUGAACUACUACUGUAAUGACUGUUAGCUACUAUAUACACACUGAACUACUACUGUAAUGACUGUUAGCUACUAUAUACACACUGAACUACUACUGUAAUGACUGUUCACUACUAUAUACACACUGAACUACUACUGUAAUGACUGUUAGCUACUAUAUACACACUGAACUACUACUGUAAUGACUGUUAGCUACUAUAUACACACUGAACUACUACUGUAAUGACUGUUAGCUACUAUAUACACACUGAACUACUACUGUAAUGACUGUUCACUACUAUAUACACACUGAACUACUACUGUUAUGACUGUUAGCUACUAUAUACACACUGAUAGCAGUGACCAUUUAUAUUCUAGUCUAAUCUACCACACUCAUCUAAAUCAUCCCUUCUCUCUCUCUCUCCUCCGUCUAAUCCCCAGAUCAUCCCUCGUUUCGGGCCUCUGAACGGUGGGAUAGCGGUGACCAUUAAAGGGUCUAACUUGGGCAUAAAGAAGGAAGACAUUAAGAAGGUGACGGUGGCUGGAGUGGACUGUGUUCACCAGGGGGACAGAUACUCUGUAUCCACCAGGUAUAGUACAGUGAUUGUUGGGGGGCAGGGUCACAUCCAUGUAAUCACGGCCGGCCUGCUCAUUAGGCAGGAUUAAGCGUCCACCUAUGGCGGCAGAUUGACAAGGGCAGCAUUUUCUGAGCUAAACUGACCAAGACACACCAACAACAACACACAAAACCUCACAUAAUUCUUCCCAAAAUCAGUGACAAUUUCUCUCAACCAGUGGUAUAUGGGCUUUUUAGGUGAGCGCUGAUGCCACCUUGUAAUAAACAGUGUCCACUUUGUCAAAGGCAGGGUCACUAAAUAUUUUGCUUGUCCUUUCCCAGCACGCCUCUCCAGGGCGCUGUUGGAGAGACGCAUCGCUGCAGCGCUCCACCAACGUUCAGUCAAAAAAUGAAUCUAACAUAAAUAAUGUAGCUGAUAUAGGAUAUGGUAGAAAGAGUAUGUGGCCUUUUCUGUAGCCUACAGGCUGGAGAUAAAAUGUAUGACAACGUAAUGAAACGGACACUUUUUACAUCAUGCAGGUUUCUCUGAUCAAAUAGUGAUCAAAUAGCCGAACCUACAUGGAAACCAAUCAAAUACAAAAUUAGCUGUCAUGGUAACAAACAACAUAUCCUAAAAACAGGACAGGUCAAAGUCAAAUGGACAAUAUGGAGUGGACAAUCACAACUGUUGUCCAGGAGUUCCAUCUCAUUGUCAUGAUCAGUGGUUUCAAGUUUGUAUCUGUCAAUUUGAUCAUAGUGUAAAAUAAAAUACUUCUGCAUUUCCCGCUGUGUAAACACCUUGCAAAUAGGAUCCUGAUAACUCCUGAUAAAGUUGGGUAGCUGAUAUUCAAGGCUUAAAUAGCCAAAUUGAUUAGUCACAGUAAUCAGAACUAAAAAAGACAAUGUAACGGCCUGUUUUACAAACGGUGGGCCUACCAUGUGGAUGGGCAUUCAUAACAUUCCAUUGUGGCAGACAUGAUGGGCUACACCCCAGUAAGCACGAGCCGACAUCUUUUAGAUGUCUUUUUUUGGUCCUGUUUGGAUGUCGUUUUUUUGGUGUUUUACAAACGGUAGGCUUACCACAUACAGUGGGGAGAACAAGUAUUUGAUACACUGCCGAUUUUGCAGGUUUUCCUACUUACAAAGCAUGUAGAGGUCUGUAAUUUCAAAAAUCCAGAAAAUCACAUUGUAUGAUUUUUAAGUAAUUAAUUUGCAUUUUAUUGCAUGACAUAAGUAUUUGAUCACCUACCAACCAGUAAGAAUUCCGUCUCUCACAGACCUGUUAGUUUUUCUUUAAGAAGCCCUCCUGUUCUCCACUCAUUACCUGUAUUAACUGCACCUGUUUGAACUCGUUACCUGUAUAAAAGACACCUGUCCACACACUCAAUCAAACAGACUCCAACCUCUCCACAAUGGCCAAGACCAGAGAGCUGUGUAAGGACAUCAGGGAUAAAAUUGUAGACCAGCACAAGGCUGGGAUGGGUUACAGGACAAUAGGCAAGCAGCUUGGUGAGAAGGCAACAACUGUUGGCGCAAUUAUCAGAAAAUGGAAGAAGUUUAAGAUGAUGGUCAAUCACCCUCGGUCUGGGGCUCCAUGCAAGAUCUCACCUCGUGGGGCAUCAAUGAUCAUGAGGAAGGUGAGGGAUCAGCCCAGAACUACAUGGCAGAACCUGGUCAAUAACUUGAAGAGAGCUGGGACCACAGUCCCAAAGAAAACCAUUAGUAACACACUACGCCGUCAUGGAUUAAAAUCCUGCAGCGCAGGCAAGGUCCCCCUGCUCAAGCCAGCGCAUGUCCAGGCCUGUCUGAAGUUUGCCAAUGACCAACAGGAUGAUCCAGAGGAGGAAUGGGAGAAGGUCAUGUGGUCUGAUGAGACAAAAAUAUAGUUUUUUGGUCUAAACUCCACUCGCCGUGUUUGGAGAAAGAAGGAUGAGUACAACCCCAAGAACACCAUACCAACCAUGAAGCAUGGAGGUGGAAACAUCAUUCUUUGGGGAUGCUUUUCUGCAAAGGGGACAGGACAACUGCACCGUAUUGAGGGGAGGAUGGAUGGGGCCAUGUAUCGCGAGAUCUUGGCCAACAACCUCCUUCGCUCAGUAAGAGCAUUGAAGAUGGGUCGUGGCUGGGUCUUCCAGCAUGACAACGACCCGAAACACACAGCCAGGGCAACUAAGGAGUGGCUCCGUAAGAAGCAUCUCAAGGUCCUGGAGUGGCCUAGCCAGUCUCCAGACCUGAACCCAAUAGAAAAUCUUUGGAGGGAGCUGAAAGUCCGUAUUGCCCAGCGACAGCCCCGAAACCUGAAGGAUCUGGAGAAGGUCUGUAUGGAGGAGUGGGCCAAAAUCCCUGCUGCAGUGUGUGCAAACCUGGUCAAGACCUACAGGAAACGUAUGAUCUCUGUAAUUGCAAACAAAGGUUUCUGUACCAAAUAUUACAUUCUGCUUUUCUGAUGUAUCAAAUACUUAAGUCAUGCAAUAAAAUGCAAAUUAAUUACUUAAAAAUCAUACAAUGUGAUCUUCUGGAUUUUUGUUUUAGAUUCCGUCUCUCACAGUUGAAGUGUACCUAUGAUAAAAAUUACAGACCUCUACAUGCUUUGUAAGUAGGAAAACCUGCAAAAUCGGCAGUGUAUCAAAUACUUGUUCUCCCCACUGUAGAUGGGCAUUCAUAAAAUAAAAUUUCAGGCAACACUGUAGGCAUCUCAGUAAGCACGGACAGACGCCAUAUGGACGUAUUUUUUGGGUGCAGUCCGGACCGGCCUUGAUUUCCACAGCCACUGACAUUAAUUUUUGGUCCUGUCUGGACCAAAUCUAAAACAAUCAUAGACAUCUAUGUUUGGUUCAGAUUUUGUCCAGUCUGGACCAGCCUUGAUUUGGCCCAAACAUAGAUGUCUAUAAAUUGCGUAUUUUCAACUUUAAUUCAGAACCGAAAAUGAACCUGAUUUCAAUGUCCGGAAAAUACAUAUUUUCAAUGUCUUGGAAAAUAUGUAUUUUAAACGUCCAGAAAGUACAUAUUUUCACCUUUCAUUCAGAACCUAAUUUAAACCUAACUUCAAUGUCUGGAAAAUACUUAUUUUAGACGUCUUCUCAACAUUAUUUAGCUUACUGGGACUAUUCUAGGCUUGUGAAGGCCAUGCCUGUAAUGUACUUUUCUGUCCAGCGAAUGAAGAAGAAAAUAACAUAUUUAAUUAAACACAACAUUUCAAUGCGCGGUAUGUCUGCUUGUGUGUGUGGUGGAGAAACGGGACCUUUGUCUUACCCCAGCUGCUCUCUGUCUUCUCCAGUAUUGUGUGUGAGAUCGGUCCGGCCCGGCAUCCUGCUCCAGUGGACCUCCCAGGUCCCAUCAACCAGGGGGAAGUGGAGGUAGAGGUGGAGGGGGGCAGGAGAGGACGUUCAGAGGUCCUCUUCACCUAUAGGGUAGGUUUCAUACAGUUACAGUGGCAUUCUUAACCCUAAACCUAACAUUAAUCCUAACUGUUGCAAGAGUAGGCCCCACACUGUGCAGGAGUGAUUUGACGUUUCAUAUUGUACAUUGCUCUUAGUUUGGUUAGAGCUCUGCUCAGUACUCAUUCGGCCACUAUGUUAGUCUUACUCUGCUGCUUUUACAUCUCCACAUUCAUGAAUGUACUUAGUUCUUAGAAGAUGCUCUUAGAAUUCAGAAUAGCAUCUGUUGAAAGGAUACAUAGAAUUUAAUGGGGGAAAAGAGUAUAUGGACUUAAUAAAAAAAUCUAUUCCGGGAGCCUAUUUUACUUUAGGGUAAAUAUUUGCACUCAUUUAUUUUGGGGUUCAUAUUUUCUUGUUUGUUUGUUUCUGCCAAAAUAACAAUGUCCCCAUGAGAAUGUACUAAGCUUGAAAAGCUAUUUUGAUUUAAUAUAGAUUUGAUCAAAGCUUCAGAUUUUCUAGGGUACAUAACAUUCUUUUGUCAAUAUUGUCCUUCGUGUCAGCCGGGACACCGCUGCCUCUCUCACGCUCUCUCUUUCUCUCGCUCUCACUCUCACUCGCUCUCGCACUCUCACUUGCUCUUUCUCGCUCUCUCUCUGGCUGGCUGUCUGCUCCCAGUAUUUUCUCAUCAAACAGUACUGUUGUUCAGUAGCUGUGUUGUGAUGAUAAAGUACUAAGUGGUGUUCAGUAGCUGUGUUGUGAUGAUAAAGUACUAAGUGUUCAGUAGCUGUGUUGUGGUGAUAAAGUACUAAGUGUUCAGUAGCGGUGUUGUGGUGAUAAAGUACUAAGUGGUGUUCAGUAGCUGUGUUGUGGUGAUAAAGUACUAAGUGUUCAGUAGCUGUGUUGGAAUGAUAAAGUACUAAGUGUUCAGUAGCUGUGUUGGGAUGAUAAAGUACUAAGUGUUCAGUAGCUGUGUUGUGGUGAUAAAGUACUAAGUGGUGUUCAGUAGCAGUGUUGUGGUGAUAAAGUACUAAGUGUUUAUUAGCUGUGUUGUGAUGAUCAAGUACUAAGUGUUCAGUCGCUGUGUUUUGAUGAUAAAGUACUAAGUGUUCAGUAGCUGUGUUGUGGUGAUACAGUACUAAGUGUUCAGUAUCAGUGUUGUGGUGAUACAGUACUAAGUGUUCAGUAGCAGUGUUGUGGUGAUACAGUACUAAGUGUUCAGUAGCAGUGUUGUGGUGAUACAGUACUAAGUGUUCAGUAGCAGUGUUGUGGUGAUACAGUACUAAGUGUUCAGUAGCAGUGUUGUGGUGAUACAGUACUAAGUGUUCAGUAGCGGUGUUGUGGUGAUAAAGUACUAAGUGUUCAGUAGCAGUGUUGUGGUGAUACAGUACUAAGUGUUCAGUAGCUGUGUUGUGAUGAUAAAGUACUAAGUGGUGUUCAGUAGCUGUGUUGUGAUGAUAAAGUACUAAGUGGUGUUCAGUAGCUGUGUUGGGAUGAUAAAGUACUAAGAGUUCAGUAGCUGUGUUGUGAUGAUAAAGUACUAAGUGGUGUUCAGUAGCUGUGUUGGGAUGAUAAAGUACUAAGUGUUCAGUAGCUGUGUUGUGGUGAUAAAGUACUAAGUGUUCAGUAGCAGUGUUGUGAUGAUAAAGUACUAAGUGUUCAGUAGCAGGGUUGUGAUGAUAAAGUACUAAGUGUUCAGUAGCAGUAUUGUGGUGAUAAAGUACUAAGUGUUCAGUAGCGGUGUUGUGGUGAUAAAGUACUAAGUGUUCAGUAGCGGUGUUGUGGUGAUAAAGUACUAACUGUUCAGUAGCGGUGUUGUGGUGAUAAAGUACUAAGUGUUCAGUAGUGGUGUUGUGGUGAUAAAGUACUAAGUGUUCAGUAGCUGUGUUGUGGUGAUAAAGUACUAAGUGGUGUUCAGUAGCGGUGUUGUGAUGAUUUUGUACUAACUGUUCAGUAGCAGUGUUGUGGUGAUAAAGUACUAAGUGUUCAGUAGCAGUGUUGUGGUGAUAAAGUAAUAAGUGUUCAGUAGCAGUGUUGUGGUGAUAAAGUACUAAGUGUUCAGUAGCAGUGUUGUGGUGAUAAAGUACUAAGUGUUCAGUAGCAGUGUUGUGGUGAUAAAGUAAUAAGUGUUCAGUAGUGGUGUUGUGGUGAUAAAGUACUAAGUGUUCAGUAGCAGUGUUGUGAUUAUAAAGUACUAAGUGUUCAGUAGCUGUGUUGUGAUUAUAAAGUACUAAGUGUUCAGUAUCUGGGCUGCUGCUGUUGUGAUGAUAAAGCAGUGAAGGGUAAUGGGGCGUGACAUGAGGUGUAACUGGUGGUCCCAAUGGGCUCAGUGGGUUGUUAGAGCAUGGUGUUUGUGACACCAGAGUUUGUCAAGGGACACAUUCAGUAUAUUGUACAGUAUAUGUACAGUGGGGGAAAAAAAGUAUUUAGUCAGCCACCAAUUGUGCAUGUUCUCCCACUUAAAAAGAUGAGAGAGGCCUGUAAUUUUCAUCAUAGGUACACAUCAACUAUGACAGACAAAUUUAGAAAAAAAAAUCCAGAAAAUCACAUUGUAUGAUUUUUUAUGAAUUUAGUUGCAAAUUAUGGUGGAAAAUAAGUAUUUGGUCACCUACAAACAAGCAAGAUUUCUGGCUCUCACAGACCUGUAACUUCUUCUUUAAGAGGCUCCUCUGUCCUCCACUCGUUACCUGUAUUAAUGGCACCUGUUUGAACUUGUUAUCAGUAUAAAAGACACCUGUCCACAACCUCAAACAGUCACACUCCAAACUCCACUAUGGCCAAGACCAAAGAGCUGUCAAAGGACACCAGAAACAAAAUUGUAGACCUGCACCAGGCUGGGAAGACUGAAUCUGCAAUAGGUAAGCAGCUUGGUUUGAAGAAAUCAACUGUGGGAGCAAUUAUUAGGAAAUGGAAGACAUACAAGACCACUGAUAAUCUCCCUCGAUCUGGGGCUCCAUGCAAGAUCUCACCCCGUGGGGUCAAAAUGAUCACAAGAACGGUGAGCAAAAAUCCCAGAACCACACGGGGGGACCUAGUGAAUGACCUGCAGAGAGCUGGGACCAAAGUAACAAAGCCUACCAUCAGUAACACACUACGCCGCCAGGGACUCAAAUCCUGCAGUGCCAGAUGAGUCCCCCUGCUUAAGCCAGUACAUGUCCAGGCCCGUCUGAAGUUUGCUAGAGUGCAUUUGGAUGAUCCAGAAGAGGAUUGGGAGAAUGUCAUAUGGUCAGAUGAAACCAAAAUAGAACUUUUUGGUAAAAACUCAACUCGUCGUGUUUGGAGGACAAAGAAUGCUGAGUUGCAUCCAAAGAACACCAUACCUACUGUGAAUCAUGGGGGUGGAAACAUCAUGCUUUGGGGCUGUUUUUCUGCAAAGGGACCAGGACGACUGAUCCGUGUAAAGGAAAGAAUGAAUGGGGCCAUGUAUCGUGAGAUUUUGAGUGAAAACCUCCUUCCAUCAGCAAGGGCAUUGAAGAUGAAACGUGGCUGGGUCUUUCAGCAUGACAAUGAUCCCAAACACACCGCCCGGGCAACGAAGGAGUGGCUUCGUAAGAAGCAUUUCAAGGUCCUGGAGUGGCCUAGCCAGUCUCCAGAUCUCAACCCCAUAGAAAAUCUUUGGAGGGAGUUGAAAGUCCGUGUUGCCCAGCGACAGCCCCAAAACAUCACUGCUCUAGAGGAGAUCUGCAUGGAGGAAUGGGCCAAAAUACCAGCAACAGUGUGUGAAAACCUUGUGAAGACUUACAGAAAACGUUUGACCUGUGUCAUUGCCAACAAAGGGUAUAUAACAAAGUAUUGAGAAACUUUUGUUAUUGACCAAAUACUUAUUUUCCACCAUAAUUUGCAAAUAAAUUCAUUAAAAAUCUUACAAUGUGAUUUUCUGGAGAAAAAAAUCUCAUUUUGUCUGUCAUAGUUGACGUGUACCUAUGAUGAAAAUUACAGGCCUCUCUCAUCUUUUUAAGUGGGAGAACUUGCACAAUUGGUGGCUGACUAAAUACUUUUUUCCCCCACUGUAUACAUACAAUGUGUUAACUGUAAAACACUUUGGAUGAAAGCAUCUGCUAAAUAACCAUACAGUAUGUUAUAAGGUCAGGACAGGAGUUUUUCCUUGUCAGGUCAUGCAGUCAGGAAAAACCCCAGGACCUAAGUAUGUUACCUUAUCACUGAUGUCCCAUCUCUUACCCUCUCCAGGACCCCAUCCCUGAGACCGUUUCCCCCCUGAAGGGCCCUAAGGCUGGGGGAACAGUCAUCACUAUCUCUGGGAAACACCUGAAUACGGCAAACAAGGAUGAUGUUAUUGUCACCGUGGGGGGAACGCCCUGUAAAGUGUAAGGAUGCUUACACUUCAGUCUUCCAACCCCUACAGUUUGCUGUCUGUACAGGUUGCCUAAGUCAUGUCGUAUUCAGUUGUUCUCUCAAGGCCAACCUCUGAAAUAUAUUAGCCAUACGGUAUAUUGAGUUUGACUUGUUGUUCCUUUGGAACGACCUUCUCUCCCCUCAACACUACGACCCCUGUUUGACCUUUCCCAUAAUGCUCUCUGUCCCUGUUUCUCCCUUAGGUUGUCGUUUGGCAGUGAGAUCACCUGUGAGACAGGUGUAUACAAGGGCCAGAAGGUUCCAUCGGAGCCCCUGAUAGUCUCAGUGAGGUAUGGGAAGACCACCUCCAAGGACGUCCCUGUCCCAUUCCAGUACUCUGAGAACGCCAAACUCACUGACUACAACCCCAAGACCAGCUUCGUAUGGUGAGGAAAGUCCAGCCACAAUGUUCCAGAGAGGGUUGAAAUCAAAGCACCUCUUUUUCUUUAAACGAAGCUUGGGUUGAAUGCAAAACAGUUUGAAGCGCAUAAUGAAAUUACUGUUUCUUAUUGGACAAAUUCAGGUAGUGUCUCCCUCUUUCAAAACAUUUCAAAAGUUUUCUCCUGUUUUGUGCUUACUAACAUGACCCUGAUAUAUGGUGUCGUCUGGUGUUUCAGUGGAGGCAGGAGGAUUACAUUUUAGUCAUUUAGCAGAUGCUCUUAUCCAGAGCCACAUAGUUAGUGCAGCCAUCUUAAGAUAGCUAGGUGGGACAACCACAUAUCACAGUCAUAGUAAGUACAUUUUUCCUCAGUCUCUAUCUGCAAAGUCAGCGCUAGUAAUAGAGGAAAGAGUCAAGUGCGAGUGUUAGUUCACAAAAUAUGUUUUCAGAAGAUUGGUAGGGAUUCUGCUGUCUUAGCUUCAGGGGGAAGCUGGUUCCACCAUUGGGGUGCCAGGACAGAAGAGCUUGGACUGGGCAGGAGCUGCCCUCCCGUUGGGGUGGGAGGGCCAUGAGACCAGAGGUGGCAGAAUGGAGUACUCUGGUUAGGGUGUAGGGUUUGAGCAUAGCCUGAAGGUAGGGAGGGGCAGUUCCUCUUGCUGUUCCAUAGGUAAGCGCCGUGGUCUUGUAGUGGAUGUGAGCUUUGACUGGAAGUCAGUGGAGUGUACGGAGGAGCGGGGUGAAAUGGGAAAAGUUAGGAAGUUUGAACAUCAGGCGGGCUGCUGCGUUCUGCUAAGUUGCAGAGGGUUUGAUGGCACAAGUGGGGAGCCCAGCCAACAGCGAGUUGCAGUAGGAUUGUGUGUGUUGUGUUGUAUUGAGAGUUGUCUGGUGUUUCAGUGGAGGCAGGAGGAUCGUGUGUGUGGGCAGUGGUUUUGACCUCAUCCAGAGAGCCACCAUGAAGGUGCUGCCCUCUACUGACGACUUCUCUCAGGAGGCCCCUCCCAUUGAGGUUAGUACACACUACUUCUAUUAUACAGUACACUACGUGUUAUCCAUUCUAUAGUCCACUCCUAUUAUACAGUACACUACGUGUUAUCCAUUCUAUAGUCCACUCCUAUUAUACAAUACACUACAUGGUAUCCAUUCUAGAGUCCACUCCUAUUAUACAAUACACUACAUGGUAUCCAUUCUAUAGUCCACUCCUAUUAUACAAUACACUACAUGGUAUCCAUUCUAGAGUCCACUCCUAUUAUACAAUACACUACAUGGUAUCCAUUCUAUAGUCCACUCCUAUUAUACAAUACACUACAUGGUAUCCAUUCUAUAGUCCACUCCUAUUAUACAAUACACUACAUGGUAUCCAUUCUAUAGUCCACUCCUAUUAUACAAUACACUACAUGGUAUCCAUUCUAUAGUCCACUCCUAUUAUACAAUACACUACAUGGUAACCAUUCUAUAGUCCACUCCUAUUAUACAAUACACUACAUGGUAUCCAUUCUAUAGUCCACUCCUAUUAUACAAUACACUACAUGGUAUCCAUUCUAUAGUCCACUCCUAUUAUACAAUACACUACAUGGUAUCCAUUCUAUAGUCCACUCCUAUUAUACAAUACACUACAUGGUAUCCAUUCUAUAGUCCACUCCUAUUAUACAAUACACUACAUGGUAUCCAUUCUAGAGUCCACUCCUAUUAUACAAUACACUACAUGGUAUCCAUUCUAGAGUCCACUCCUAUUAUACAAUACACUACAUGGUAUCCAUUCUAUAGUCCACUCCCAUUAUACAAUACACUACAUGGUAUCCAUUCUAGAGUCCACUCCUAUUAUACAAUAAACUACAUGGUAUCCAUUCUAGAGUCCACUCCUAUUAUACAAUACACUACAUGGUAUCCAUUCUAUAGUCCACUCCUAUUAUACAAUACACUACAUGGUAUCCAUUCUAGAGUCCACUCUUAUUAUACAGUACACUAUAUGGUAUCCAUUUUAUAGUCCACUCCUAUUAUACAAUACACUACAUGGUAUCCAUUCUAGAGUCCACUCUUAUUAUACAGUACACUAUAUGGUAUCCAUUUUAUAGUCCACUCCUAUUAUACAAUACACUACAUGGUAUCCAUUCUAGAGUCCAUUCCCAUUGAGGUUAGUAUACCAUUCAACAAGUUCUCUGUUUCCUGCCAGUAGUGUAUUCUAAUCCCUCUAGUGUACAGUACUCUUGCUGUGGUAAUAUCCAUGGCAGGUAGCUAGCAUGUCAACAGUGACUCAGUGACCUUAAUGUUCUUUGUCUGUGACUACAGACUUCUCUGUGAGACUAAACACAAACAGUGUCCUGCCAGGAAUGAAAUUGACUUGGAUUUCAAACUAUCUUUGAAUCUCUCUCUUUCUGUGUCUCUCUGUCUUUUCUCUCUCUCUCUUUUCUCUCUCUCUUUUCCACUCCCUCUACCCCUCCCUCCUCUCUCUAUGCCCCCCUCUCCAUCCCACUCUCCCCCUCUCCAGUUCAUCCAGUAUGCCCUACAUAAGAACGACACAGUGUUGCUGUUUGACAGUCCAGCGGUGAACAGGUCCUAUGAGACCCAGUCCUUUAAGACCUUGCUCCAGCUAGACAACGAAGUAGAGGAACUGAAGACCUUUGACUACCACCCCGACCCGUUGUUCAAUGAACUGACCAAGAACAUCAUCACUGAAACCUCCAUCAUCAUCGUCACGGUAAAUAACAGUAACACUACUCUUAUGGGAUUGUGUUGUCAUGGUGACUGUUUAGUUGUUAUUUGGUUAUUUCUGGUAAUACUCGCUUAUCGUUUUCUGUGGACCAUUGUGGCUUAAAUGUUAUUCUGCUUUGUGACGAUGUCCCUCCGCAGAGAAAAGACAAUUAUAGUGCAUUGAUAUUGAUAUAAUUCAUAUCAAUAUUGAUGUAAUCAUAUCUGGUAUUACAAAUGAUUGCAUGUCCCUCCCUGCAGUCCAGAGGUUAACAGCCAGCCACCUCUCUCUCCCUCCCCAGGGUCGUGGUUUCAGCAAGGGCAUGACAGCUGAAGAAGCCCAGGCGUUCGUAGGAGAUGCCUCCUGCAAGGUGACCAUCCUGCAGGAUGACAAGCUGUUCCUGGAAGCUCCGUCCACCCAGCCCAGAGCCCGCUCCAAACGCCAGCGCAGAGACACCAGCUCCGACCCUUUGGACCUAACGGUGACAACACUGGCCUUCUGUCUAAAACCAAGGCAUAAAGAGAUAUGCUUCAGGCAUUCGCACUGGACAAUCUGAUGUCUCUCUGGCUCUCAUGUAUUUCAGAUAUAAAUGUACUGAGACACUGGAAUCCUGGAACCUAUCUAAAUCAGGGGUGUCCAAUCUUAAUGGAAUGUCCUGUGUUGUAGUCAUUCACUUCAGUCAAAGCACACCUGAUUCAACCAUACAAUAAUCAUAGUCUUCUGACUGGGACCACUCAGUUCUGACAGAGAAAUAUCAGCAUCAACACCUUGAUGUAUAUCUGGCUCUCCACAAUUAUACACGUCUUGUAGUUUAUUCACUUUAUUCUGUUUGGCUUAACUGACUCUCUCUCUCUCUCUCUCUCUCUCUCUCUCUCUCUCUCUCUCUCUCUCUCUCUCUCUCUCUCUCUCUCUCUCUCUCUCUCUCUCUCUCUCUCUCUCUCUCUCUCUCUCUCUCCCCUCAUCUCUCUCUCUCUCCCCUCAUCUCUCUCUCUCUCCCCUCAUCUCUCUCUCUCUCAGAUAAAGUUUGGUAAUGGUGAGUGGGUGGUGGGCUCAGUGAACUAUGAGAGGAAGUAUGAGAUUCCUUUGGCUAUCAUCAUCCCAGCUGUCAUCGUCCCUAUGCUACUGUUCAUAGCUGUGUCCGUCUACUGCUACAGGUACACAACUACACUUCCCAUCAAGCACCACUCAUGUAGUUCUGAUGGGUGAAUUGUUUUUACUUAACCCAGUGAAAUGGGUGUCUGGAGUUUACACUUUAGGACCAAUGGAAUAAUCUCAAAUGUGCAAACUACAGAUUCACAUAGUGGAACAGUUCUGUAAUUUAAUGGACUGUUCCUAUGUGUUAAUGUCUGUAAUCUAAUGGGUGGUUCCUAUAUGUUAAUGUCUGUAAUCUAAUGGACUGUUCCUAUGUGUUAAUGUCUAUAAUCUAAUGGAUGGUUCCUAUGUGUUAAUGUCUGUAAUCUAAUGGACUGUUCCUAUGUGUUAAUGUCUAUAAUCUAAUGGAUGGUUCCUAUGUGUUAAUGUCUGUAAUCUAAUGGAUGGUUCCUAUGUGUUAAUGUCUGUAGUGUAAUGGACUGUUCCUAUGUGUUAAUGUCUGUAAUCUAAUGGACUGUUCCUAUGUGUUAAUGUCUGUAAUCUAAUGGACUGUUCCUAUGUGUUAAUGUCUGUAAUCUAAUGGACUGUUCCUAUGUGUUAAUGUCUGUAAUCUAAUGGACUGUUCCUAUGUGUUAAUGUCUGUAAUCUAAUGGACUUCCUAUGUGUUAAUGUCUAUAAUCUCAUGGAUGGUUCCUAUAUGUUUAGCGUCUGCUAAAUGACUAAAAUGUAAAUGUAAAUGUAAUGCCUGUAAUCUAAUGGACUGUUCCUGUGUUAAUAGUCUAAUGGACUGUUCAUAUGUGUUAAUAGUCUAAUGGGCUGUUCCUGUGUGUUAAUAGUCUAAUGGGCUGUUCCUGUGUGUUAAUAGUCUAAUGGCCUGUUCCUAUGUGUUAAUAGUCUAAUGGACUGUUCCUAUGUGUUAAUAGUCUAAUGGACUGUUCCUAUGUGUUAAUAGUUGAAUGGAGUUGUUCCUAUGUGUUGUCUGUAGUCUAAUGGGCUGUUCCUAUGUGUUGAUGUCUAAUGGACUGUUCCUAUGUGUUAAUAGUCUAAUGGACUGUUCCUAUGUGUUAAUAGUCUAAUGGACUGUUCCUAUGUGUUAAUAGUCUAAUGGACUGUUCCUAUGUGUUAAUAGUUGAAUGGAGUUGUUCCUAUGUGUUGUCUGUAGUCUAAUGGGCUGUUCCUAUGUGUUGAUGUCUAAUGGACUGUUCCUAUGUGUUAAUAGUCUAAUGGGCUGUUCCUAUGUGUUAAUAGUCUAAUGGACUGUUCCUAUGUGUUAAUAGUCUAAUGGACUGUUCCUAUGUGUUAAUAGUUGAAUGGAGUUGUUCCUAUGUGUUGUCUGUAGUCUAAUGGGCUGUUCCUAUGUGUUGAUGUCUAAUGGACUGUUCCUAUGUGUUAAUAGUCUAAUGGACUGUUCCUAUGUGUUAAUAGUCUAAUGGACUGUUCCUAUGUGUUAAUAGUUGAAUGGAGUUGUUCCUAUGUGUUGUCUGUAGUCUAAUGGGCUGUUCCUAUGUGUUGAUGUCUAAUGGACUGUUCCUAUGUGUUAAUAGUCUAAUGGGCUGUUCCUAUGUGUUAAUAGUCUAAUGGACUGUUCCUAUGUGUUAAUAGUCUAAUGGACUGUUCCUAUGUGUUAAUAGUUGAAUGGAGUUGUUCCUAUGUGUUGUCUGUAGUCUAAUGGGCUGUUCCUAUGUGUUGAUGUCUAAUGGACUGUUCCUAUGUGUUAAUAGUCUAAUGGACUGUUCCUAUGUGUUAAUAGUCUAAUGGACUGUUCCUAUGUGUUAAUAGUUGAAUGGAGUUGUUCCUAUGUGUUGUCUGUAGUCUAAUGGGCUGUUCCUAUGUGUUGAUGUCUAAUGGACUGUUCCUAUGUGUUAAUAGUCUAAUGGGCUGUUCCUGUGUGUUGAUGUAUAAUGGACUGUUCCUAUGUGUUAAUAGUCUAAUGGGCUGUUCCUGUGUGUUGAUGUCUAAUGGACUGUUCCUAUGUGUGUAUGACAGGAGGAAGAGCCAGCAGGCAGAGAGAGAGUAUGAGAAAGUAAAACACCAGUUGGAGAAUCUGGAGGAGAGCGUGAGAGACCGCUGCAAGAAGGAAUUCACAGGUAUGUGCACACUAUCACACACACUAUCACACACCACAUACACUGCUAUAACAUCACACACUAUCACACACCACAUACACUGCUAUAACAUCACACACUAUCACACACCACAUACACUGCUAUAACAUCACACACUAUCACACACCACAUACACUGCUAUAACAUCACACACACUAUCACACACCACAUACACUGCUAUAACAUCACACACUAUCACACACCACAUACACUGCUAAAACAUGACACACUAUCACACACCACAUACACUGCUAAAACAUGACACACUAUCACACACCACAUACACUGCUAAAACAUGACACACUAUCACACACCACAUACACUGCUAAAACAUGACACACUAUCACACACCACAUACACUGCUAAAACAUGACACACACACACUAUCUUGUUGUGUUCUGGUUCUCCUAGGAGCUAGUCUUGUUGUGUUCUGGUUCACCUAGGAGCUAGUCUUUUUGUGUUCUGGUUCUCCUAGGAGCUAGUCUUGUUAUGUUCUGUAUCUUCCUCCAGACCUGAUGAUCGAGAUGGAGGACCAGACCAAUGACCUGAGUGAGGCCAGGAUCCCCUUCCUGGACUAUAAGACCUACACAGACCGGGUCUUCUUCCUACCCUCUAAAGACGGGGACAAUGAUGUCAUGAUCACUGGCAAGCUGGACAUCCCCGAGGGACGGAAGGUCAUCGUAGCUCAGGCCCUCAACCAGUUCUCUAACCUCCUCAACUCCAAGACCUUCCUCAUCAAUGUAGGUUUUACUCAGCUUGCUGAGAUGGCUGGAUGGCUGACUGUUUCUCUCCCUGUCGGUCUGUCUGUCUGUAUGUCUGUCUAUUAGGUUGACUGCCUGGCUGCCUGUCUACAGUACUUGUGCCAGAUACAGUUUCAGAGUAUUGACAUAGAGUCGAUACUCGUUCUAUACCUACAGAUGUUCUAUUGAUUUAAACAGGAGUUGCUAACCCCAUCUCUCUGUUGGGUCUCUGUGUGUUCUUAGUUCAUCAAGACCUUGGAGGGCCGUCCAGACUUUAACGCCAGGUCCAGGGUCUACUUUGCGUCGUUACUAACUGUGGCUCUGCACGGGAAACUAGAGUACUACACAGACAUCAUGAGAAGCCUACUGCUGGAACUGAUGGAGGAAUAUGUGCACAGCAAGAACCCCAAACUCAUGCUGCGCAGGUGAGACACACACAGCCUUCCAAUCAGGCCUGUCUUAAUGAAAACCAGCAUUUCUUAUUGGGCAAGUUUAGAUGGUACCCCUCUGUGUUUUCUUAUGUUUCGUGCCUAGUAAACACAACACAGGUGGAUCACAAGAUAACAGUAGAUCACAAGAAAGCAGUUAAUUAAUUGAAUUGUUUAAUUUAUGAAUUUGUGUGUGCAGGUCAGAGACUGUGGUGGAGAGGAUGCUGUGUAACUGGAUGUCCAUCUGUCUCUAUCAGUUCCUCAGGGUAAGACUCACACGUUGUUUAUUCAAACCUGCUCUUUCUUUUAAACCCUCUUUUUCUCUCCAUCAAUCUCUCACAAUCUCUCUCUCUCCUUCUCUCACUGUCUGUCUUUCUCUUUCAUUCUCUCUCUCUGUCUCUUUCUGUCUGUCUCUUUCUGUCUCUGUCUGUCUCUGUCUCUCUCUGUCUCUGUCUGUCUCUUUCUGUCUCUGUCUUUCUGUCUCUGUCUCUCUGUCUCUCUCUGUCUCUUUCUGUCUGUCUCUUUCUGUCUCUGUCUUUCUGUCUCUCUGUCUCUCUCUGUCUCUCUGUCUCUCUCUGUCUGUCUCUUUCUGUCUCUCUCUCUGUCUCUCAUUCUGUCUCUCUCUGUCUCUUUCUGUCGCUCUCUGUCUCUCUCUCUCUUUCAUUCUGUCUCUCUCUCUCUUUCUGUCUCUCUUUUUCAGUCUCUCUCUUUUUCAGUCUCUCUCUCUUAUUUUAUGUAUUGAUUCUGAAGUCUUCACAUUCUGAUUCACAUUCUUUCCAUCUCUCCACCACUCUUUCUGUCUCUCCAGUUUCCCUCUCCUUUGCUCCCCAAUGUCUCACUUUUGUCUUCUAAUGUUUCAGAUGAAGUGUUUGGUUUGAGACGUUCCAAUGAGACCACCCUGGGGAAAACUUAUUUAUUUGGUCUUAUAGAUUUGUGGAUUAAAGCACUCUUUAAAUAAUCAAUUGUGUGACAGUGAACAUGUGGCUGUGUCUUCAGUAAUUACACUGAAAGAGAAGAGAGAAUGGUCUCAUUAGUACUGAUGAGCUCACUCCCCUCUGUGUGUGUGUGUGUAGGACUCUGCGGGCGAGCCCCUAUACAAACUGUUCAAGGCCAUCAAGCACCAGGUAGAGAAGGGUCCAGUGGACGCUAAGAUGAAGAAGGCCAAGUACACUCUGAACGACACGGGGCUCCUAGGGGACGAUGUGGAGUACUGCGUCCUGGUGAGUACACUCUAUACUGCACCGCUCAAAGAAUUACAAUUAAUAGAAGAGAUAUUCCUAUUCAAAGCAGCACUCUAUGGUGGGUGAACCAGCAGCCAUUUUGAGUGAACUGGAUUUUCCAGCUAUAUCCACUCUACUACCGAUUUUGUAAUUCUACGACACAAGCCCUCAAUACAAGAACACUAGCUGUCUUAUCAAGUCUAACCAUCUCCUCUGGCUCCUGUGAUCUAGUCCUAAUGCACUCUACUCACACUGGUACCUGCUUCUCUAUGGACUAUCUCACUCUCUCAGUGUAUUAUUGUGAUGCGUACGUGACCCAGGACACAGGGGGUGGUAGCGAAUGGGCCCCUAGUCACUGUAGAUGUCCAAUAACAUCACAUGUAAUGGAAUAACGACUUUGAGCAGAGGGUCUCAGAUCUCAGUGAGGAGAGAGAGAGAGCAUUGAGAGAGAGAGAGCAUAGAGAGAUAAUUGAGAGAGAGGGAGUGGUGAGAGCGAGGGAGUGGUGAGAGAGAGAGGGAAAGCUCAAUAAGGGCAGAGAGACGGGCUAGAGGUUAAUGUUUCCAUCAGACUCAAUCACUGAUAAGGUUGGUUUAACGGACCCUGUAAUACGAUUGGCUCUCGUAAUGGACCUUCUAAUACGAUUGGCUUUCGUAACGGACCCUGUAAUAUGAUUGGCUCUUGUAACUGACUUUUGUGAAAACAGCGUGUUAUCAUCUGGAAGAGAAAUCAGCUCAGUGAUUUAUGGGAAAACUGAUAGAGAGAGACAUCAUGUUUCAAGUCUUCUCUCCCCAUGCUGUUUUUCAUUCAUUUAGGCAAUAAAUUGUAUUUUUGGUCAAAUAAUCAAUACACACAAGGCAAAUUAAUCUACAGAAUGCUGUUUUAGACAGCUGUACCCAGCAUGUUGCUAUCAUUUACCAAAACAAAUAGGUGUGGCCUAAUCAUGAGGUCAGAGAUCAGUGUGACUCUGGACGAUUGACAUCUGUGUGUGUCCAAUCAGACCCUGCAGGUGCUGGUGCACGGGGAGGGGCCAGACGUGACGCCGGUGAAGGUGCUGAACUGUGACACCAUCUCUCAGGUGAAGGAGAAGAUCAUUGAACAGGUGUACCGCAACCUGCCCUACACACAGAGACCGAAGGUGGACAGUGUUGCUCUGGGUGAGAAUGCACACAUGCGCACACACACGGUUCUACCAUUGUUAUCCAAUGCUAAGAGUUGGGGAACAACCGGAAGUUUCAUGUUUUUGCAUGUACGUUAGUCUACAUACCUUUAAGUAAUAUUAGAAUGCUAAGGUGCACUUCCCCCCCCGUCCACAGAGUGGCGCCCCGGCUCUACAGGGCAGAUCCUGUCAGACAUGGACUUGACGUCACAGAAGGAGGGCAGGUGGAAGAGACUCAACACACUGGCACAUUACAACGUGAGUGGCUGUCCGAGGACUUCAGCCUUAUAGUAGUGAUCUCUCUGAAUAGCUUCUCAACAUAUGUAUAGUUCAUGUGAAUAUCUAUCAGGGCUGGCUGUCUUUAUUCAUUAAUGUUGAAUUGUUCUUGGACUUCAGAUGUUCCAUUGAAAUGUUGGGUUUUGCAAUCCACAGUUUAGUGAAACUCCAACUAUAUAUGGUUAUUUUGUUCUUUUGGUACGUUUGCCCACUGACAAAGACAUGAUCAGUCUAUAAUUUUAAUUGUAGGUUUAUUUGAACAGUGAGAGACAGAAUAACAACAAAAAAAUCCAGAAAAACGCAUGUCAAAAAUGUUAUAAAUUGAUUUGCAUUUUAAUGAGGGAAAUAAGUAUUUGACCCCUCUGCAAAACAUUACAUUUACAUUUAAGUCAUUUAGCAGACGCUCUUAUCCAGAGCGACUUACAAAUUGGUGCAUACACCCUAUAGCCAGUGGGUUAACCACUUUACAACAAUUUUUUUUUUUUUUUUGGGGGGGGGGGGGGGGGGGGGCUAGAAGGAUUACUUCAUCCUAUCCCAGGUAUUCCUUAAAGAGGUGGGGUUUCAAAUGUCUCCGGAAGGUGGUGAGUGACUCCGCUGUCCUGGCGUCGUGAGGGAGCUUGUUCCACCAUUGGGGUGCCAGAGCAGCGAACAGUUUUGACUGGGCUGAGCGGGAACUAUGCUUCCGCAGAGGAAGGGGAGCCAGCAGGCCAGAGGUGGAUGAACGCAAUGCCCUCGUUUGGGUGUAGGGACUGAUCAGAGCCUGAAGGUACGGAGGUGCCAUUCCCCUCACUGCUCCAUAGGCAAGCACCAUGGUCUUGUAACGGAUGCGAGCUUCAACUGGAAGCCAGUGGAGUGUGCGGAGGAGGGGGGUGACGUGAGAGAACUUGGGAAGGUUGAACACCAGACGGGCUGCGGCAUUCUGGAUGAGUUGUAGGGGUUUAAUGGCACAGGCAGGGAGCCCAGCCAACAGCGAGUUGCAGUAAUCCAGACGGGAGAUGACAAGUGCCUGGAUUAGGACCUGUGCCGCUUCCUGUGUAAGGCAGGGUCGUACUCUCCGAAUGUUGUAGAGCAUGAACCUGCAGGAUCGGGUCACCGCCUUGAUGUUAGCGGAGAACGACAGGGUGUUGUCCAGGGUCACGCCAAGGCUCUUCGCACUCUGGGAGGAGGACACAACGGAGUUGUCAACCGUGAUGGCGAGAUCAUGGAACGGGCAGUCAUUCCCCGGGAGGAAGAGCAGCUCCGUCUUGCCAGGGUUCAGCUUGAGGUGGUGAUCCGUCAUCCAUACUGAUAUGUCGGCCAGACAUGCAGAGAUGCGAUUCGCCACCUGGUUAUCAGAAGGGGGAAAGGAGAAGAUUAGUUGUGUAUCGUCAGCGUAGCAAUGAUAGGAGAGGCCAUGUGAGGAUAUGACAGAGCCAAGUGACUUGGUGUAUAGGGAGAAAAGGAGAGGGCCUAGAACUGAGCCCUGGGGGACACCAGUGGUGAGAGCACGUGGUGCGGAGACAGCUUCUCGCCACGCCACUUGGUAGGAGCGACCGGUCAGGUAGGACGCAAUCCAGGAGUGAGCCGCGCCGGAGAUGCCCAGCUCGGAGAGGGUGGAGAGGAGGAUCUGAUGGUUCACAGUAUCAAAGGCAGCAGACAGGUCUAGAAGGACAAGAGCAGAGGAGAGAGAGUUAGCUUUAGCAGUGCGGAGAGCCUCCGUGACACAGAGAAGAGCAGUCUCAGUUGAAUGACCAGUCCUGAAACCUGACUGGUUUGGAUCAAGAAGGUCAUUCUGAGAGAGAUAGCAAGAGAGUUGGCUAAAGACGGCACGCUCAAUAGUUUUGGAAAGAAAAGAAAGAAGGGAUACUGGUCUGUAGUUGUUGACAUCAGUGGGAUCGAGUGUUGGUUUUUUGAGAAGGGGUGCAACUCUCGCUCUCUUGAAGACGGAAGGGACAAGGCCAGCGGUCAAGGAUGAGUUGAUCAGCGAGGUGAGGUAGGGGAGAAGGUCACCGGAGAUGGUCUGGAGAAGAGAGGAGGGGAUGGGGUCAAGCGGGCAGGUUGUUGGGCGGCCUGCAGUCACUAGUCGCAAGAUUUUAUCUGGAGAGAGAGGGGAGAAAGAAGUCAAAGCAUAGGGUAGGGCAGUGUGAGCAGGACCAGCAGUGUCAUUAGACUUAACAAACGAGGAUCGGAUGUCGUCAACCUUCUUUUCAAAGUGGUUGACGAAGUCAUCCAGAGAGAGGGAGGAGGAGGAGGGAGGGGGGGGGGGGGGGGGAGGAUUCAGCAGUGAGGAGAAUGUGGCAAAGAGCUUCCUAGGGUUAGAGGCAGAUGCUUGGAAUUUAGAGUGGUAGAAAGUGGCCUUAGCAGCAGAAACAGAUGAAGAAAAUGUAGAGAGGAGGGAGUGAAAAGAUGCCAGGUCGGCAGGGAGUUUAGUUUUCUUCCAUUUCCGCUCCGCUGCCCGGAGCUCUGUUCUGUGAGCUCGCAAUGAGUCAUCAAGCCACGGAGCUGGAGGGGAGGACCGAGCCGGCCGGGAGGAUAGGGGACACAGGGAGUCAAAGGAUGCAGAAAGGGAGGAGAGGACGGUUGAGGAGGCAGAAUCAGGAGAUUGGAGGGAGAAGGAUUGAGCAGAGGGAAGAGAUGAUAGGAUGGAAGAGGAGAGAGUAGUGGGAGAGAGAGAGCGAAGGUUGCGGCGGCGCGUUACCAUCUAUGUAGGGGCAGAGUGAGUAGUGUUGGAGGAGAGCGAGAGAGAAAAGGAUACAAAGUAGUGGUCGGAGACAUGGAGGGGAGUUGCAGUGAGAUUAGUAGAAGAGCAACAUCUAGUAAAGAUGAAGUCAAGCGUAUUGCCUGCCUUGUGAGUAGGGGGGGACGGUGAGAGGGUGAGGUCAAAAGAGGAGAGGAGUGGAAAGAAGGAGGCAGAGAGAAAUGAGUCAAAUGUAGACGUAGGGAGGUUGAAAUCCCCCAAAACUGUGAGGGGUGAGCCAUCCUCAGGGAAGGAACUUAUCAAGGCGUCAAGCUCAUUGAUGAACUCUCCAAGGGAACCUGGAGGGUGAUAGAUGACAAGGAUAUUAAGCUUAAAUGGGCUAGUGACUGUGACAGCGUGGAAUUCAAAUGAGGAGAUAGACAGAUGGGUUAGGGGAACAAUUGAGAAUGUCCACUUGGGAGAGAUGAGGAUUCCUGUGCCACCACCCCUUUGACCAGAUGCUCUCGGGGUAUGCGAGAACACAUGGUCAGACGAGGAGAGAGCAGUAGGAGUAGCAGUGUUUUCAGUGGUAAUCCAUGUUUCCGUCAGCGCCAGGAAGUCGAGGGACUGGAGGGUAGCAUAGGCUGGGAUGAAGUCAGCCUUGUUGGCGGCAGAACGGCAGUUCCAGAGGCUGCCUGAGACCUGGAACUCCAGGUGUGUGGUGCGUGCAGGGACCACCAGGUUAGAGAGGCAGCAGCCACGCGGUGUGAGGCGUUUGUGUAGCCUGUGCGGAGAGGAGAGAACAGGGAUAGGCAGAGGCAUAGUUGACAGGCUGCAGCAGAUGGCUACAAUAAUGCAGAGGAGAUCAGAAUGAGAUGAACUAAACAUCUGGGAAAGGAGAGAGCAGGCCUCCCUCACCAAAAAAAUAUAUAACUCUCCCAACUUCCACCUCAGAAACUAUAAUUGUUUCACUGAACCACCCGAAUAAAACUCUCCCAACUUCCACUUUAGAAAUUAGAAUUGUUGUAAACUACAGCAGACUGUUAUCAGUAGCUGUAAUUAAGUACAGCAGCUACCAACCACCUAACGUUAAUGCCUCGGAUAAUGAGGUUAGAAAAACACCUGAAUGGUGGCAGCUAGCUGGCUCAAUCACAGGUACUCUUAAGCAUGAAAUAACAUUGGAAACAACUAACCACAGUUGCUAAAAGUUACCAGUAGCUACCCGCUAGCUAGCUAGCUAGCUUUGUUGGUCCAAGUAGUGGGUAAGCUAGCCUCGUGCUUCGCCGGGGUCCGCCGAAUACAAUACUUACCUACAAUAAUUACCUACAAUAACCUACAAUAACUACCUGAGUAAACUACCUAUAAUACCUAACUACAAUACCUACCUACAAUCUAAAUACAUGGUUUAAGCUUUACUCAACACCAUAUAAGAAGCCAAGCUUACCUUUCAUAAGGCAGCAAUGAUUAAACGUGACUUAGUACUUGGUGGCAAAACCCUUGUUGGCAAUCACAGAAGUCAGACGUUUCUUGUAGUUGGCCACCAGGUUUGCACACAUCUCAGGAGGGAUUUUGUUCCACUCCACUUUGCAGAUCUUCUCCAAGUCAUUAAGGUUUUGAGGCUGACGUUUAGGAAACUCGAGCCUUCAGCUCCCUCCACAGAUUUUCUAUGGGAUUAAGGUCUGGAGACUGGCUAGGCCACACCAGGACCUUAAUGUGCUUCUUCUUGAGCCACUCCUUUGUUGCCUUGGCUGUGUGUUUUGGGUCAUUGUCAUGCUGGAAUACUCAUCCACGACCCAUUUUCAAUGCCUGACUGAGAGAAGGAGGUUCUCACCCAAGAUUUGACGGUACAUGGCCCCGUCCAUCGUCCCUUUGAUGCGGUGAAGUUCUCCUGUCCCCUUAGCAGAAAAACACCACCAAAGCAUAAUGUUUCCACCUCCAUGUUUGACGGUGGGGAUGGUGUUCUUGGGGUCAUAGGCAGCAUUCCUCCUCCUCCAAACACGGCGAGUUGAGUUGAUGCCAAAGAGCUCGAUUUUGGUCUCAUCUUACCACAGCACUUUCACCCAGUUCUCCUCUGAAUCAUUCAGAUGUUCAUUGGCAAACUUCAGACGGCCCUGUAUAUGUGCUUUCUUGAGCAGGGGGACCUUGCGGGCGCUGCAGGAUUUCAGUCCUUCACAGCGUAGUGUGUUACCAAUUGUUUUCUUGGUGACAGCUGCCUUGAGAUCAUUGACAAGAUCCUCCCGUGCAGUUCUGGGCUGAUUCCUCACCGUUCUCAUGAUCAUUGCAACUCCACGAGGUGAGAUCUUGCAAGGAGCCCCAGGCCGAGGGAGAUUGACAGUUCUUUUGUGUUUCUUCCAUUUGCAAAUAAUCGCACCAACUGUUGUCACCUUCUCACCAAGCUGCUUGGCGAUGGUCUUGUAGCCCAUUCUAGCCUUGUGUAGGUCUACAAUCUUGUCCCUAACAUCCUUGGAGAUCUCUUUGGUCUUGGCCAUGGUGGAGAGUUUGGAAUCUGAUUGAUUGAUUGCUUCUGUGGACAGGUGUCUUUUAUACAGGUAACAAGCUGAGAUUAGGAGCACUCCCUUUAAGAGUGUGCUCCUAAUCUCAGCUCGUUACCUGUAUAAAAGACACCUGGGAGCCAGAAAUCUUUCUGAUUGAGAGGGGGUCAAAUACUUAUUUCCCUCAUCAAUUUAUAACAUUUUUGAAAUGCAUUCUUCUGCAUUUUUUUGUUUUUAUUCUGUCUCUCACUGUUCAAAUAAACCUACCAUUAAAAUUAUAGACUGAUCAUUUCUUUGUCAGUGGGCAAACAUACAAAAUCAGCAGGGGAACAAAUACUUUUUUCCCUCACUGUAUAUAUGGUACUGUACUGUGUUAACUAUACAUGGUACUGUACUGUGUUAACUAUACAUGGUACUGUACUGUUUACUAUAUAUGGUAUUGGACUGUGUUAACUAUAUAUGGUACUGUACUGUUUACUAUAUAUGGUAUUGGACUGUGUUUACUAUAUAUGGUACUGUACUGUUUACUAUAUAUGGUACUGUACUGUGUUAACUAUACAUGGUACUGUACUGUUUACUAUAUAUGGUAUUGGACUGUGUUUACUAUAUAUGGUACUGUACUGUUUACUAUAUAUGGUAUUGGACUGUGUUAACUAUAUAUGGUACUGGACUGUGUUAACUAUACAUGGUACUGUACUGUUUACUAUAUAUGGUAUUGGACUGUGUUAACUAUAUAUGGUAUAGUACUGUGUUAACUAUAUAUGGUAUAGUACUGUUUACUAUAUAUGGUACUGUACUGUGUUUACUAUAUAUGGUACUGUACUGUUUACUAUAUAUGGUAUUGGACUGUGUUAACUAUAUAUGGUACUGUACUGUGUUAACUAUACAUGGUACUGUACUGUUUACUAUAUAUGGUACUGUACUGUUAACUAUACAUGGUACUGUACUGUUUACUAUAUAUGGUAUUGGACUGUGUUAACUAUAUAUGGUAUAGUACUGUGUUAACUAUAUAUGGUAUAGUACUGUUUACUAUAUAUGGUACUGUACUGUGUUUACUAUAUAUGGUACUGUACUGUUUACUAUAUAUGGUAUUGGACUGUGUUAACUAUAUAUGGUAUAGUACUGUUUACUAUAUAUGGUACUGUACUGUGUUUACUAUACAGUGGGGAGAACAAGUAUUUGAUACACUGCCGAUUUUGCAGGUUUUCCUACUUACAAAGCAUGUAGAGGUCUGUAAUUUUUAUCAUAGGUACACUUCAACUGUGAAAUCCAGAAAAUCACAUUGUAUGAUUUUUAAGUAAUUAAUUUGCAUUUUAUUGCAUGACAUAAGUAUUUGAUACAUCAGAAAAGCAGAACUUAAUAUUUGGUACAGAAACCUUUGUUUGCAAUUACAGAGAUCAUACGUUUCCUGUAGGUCUUGACCAGGUUUGCACACACUGCAGCAGGGAUUUUGGCCCACUCCUCCAUACAGACCUUCUCCAGAUCCUUCAGGUUUCGGGGCUGUCGCUGGGCAAUACGGACUUUCAGCUCCCUCCAAAUAUUUUAUAUUGGGUUCAGGUCUGGAGACUGGCUAGGCCACUCCAGGACCUUGAGAUGCUUCUUACGGAGCCACUCCUUAGUUGCCCUGGCUGUGUGUUUCGGGUCGUUGUCAUGCUGGAAGACCCAGCCACGACCCAUGUUCAAUGCUCUUACUGAGGGAAGGAGGUUGUUGGACAAGAUCUCGCGAUACAUGGCCCCAUCCAUCCGCCCCUCAAUACGGUGCAGUCAUCCUGUCCCCUUAGCAGAAAAGCAUCCCCAAAGAAUGAUGUUUCCACCUCCAUGCUUCACGGUUGGGAUGGUGUUCUUGGGGUUGUACUCAUCCUUCUUCUUCCUCCAAACAUGGCGAGUGGAGUUUAGACCAAAAAGCUCUAUUUUUGUCUCAUCAGACCACAUGACCUUCUCCCAUUCCUCCUCUGGAUCAUCCAGAUGGUCAUUGGCAAACUUUAGACGGGCCUGGACAUGCGCUGGCUUGAGCAGGGGGACCUUGCCUGCGCUGCAGGAUUUUAAUCCAUGACGGCGUAGUGUGUUACUAAUGGUUUUCAUUGAGACUGUGGUCCCAGCUCUCUUCAGGUCAUUGACCAGGUCCUGUCGUGUAGUUCUGGGCUGAUCCCUCACCUUCCUCAUGAUCAUUGAUGCCCCACGAGGUGAGAUCUUGCAUGGAGCCCCAGACCGAGGGUGAUUGACCGUCAUCUUGAACUUCUUCCAUUUUCUAAUAAUUGCGCCAACAGUUGUUGCCUUCUCACCAAGCUGCUUGCCUAUUGUCCUGUAGCACAUCCCAGCCUUGUUCAGGUCUACAAUUUAAUCCCUGAUGUCCUUACACAGCUCUCUGGUCUUGGCCAUUGUGGAGAGGUUGGAGUCUAUUUGAUUGAGUGUGUGGACAGGUGUUUUUUUAUACAGGUAACGAGUUCAAACAGGUGCAGUUAAUACAGGUAAUGAGUGGAGAACAGGAGGGCUUCUUAAAGAAAAACUAACAGGUCUGUGAGAGCUGGAAUUCUUACUGGUUGGUAGGUGAUCAAAUACUUAUGUCAUGCAAUAAAAUGCAAAUUAAUUACUUAAAAAUCAUACAAUGUGAUUUUCUGGAUUUUUGUUUUAGAUUCCGUCUCUCACAGUUGAAGUGUACCUAUGAUCAAAAUUACAGACCUCUACAUGCUUUGUAUGUAGGAAAACCUGCAAAAUCGGCAGUGUAUCAAAUACUUGUUCUCCCCACUGUAUGGUACUGUACUGUGUUAACUAGAUAAGGUACUGGACUGUGUUAACUAUAUAUGGUACUGGACUGUGUGUUUCAGGUGAGAGACAAUGCCACGCUGGUGCUGUCCAGAGUGCUUCACACCCAUCGCCAGUUCCACCAGAACCAGGACAGCCAUGAAGAAAGUGAGUUAUCCCGAAGCACAGAUCUAGGAUCGGCCUACCUGUCCCCCAAUCCUAACCUUAAUUUAUCAGGGUGGUGAAUGCACUACUGACCUGAGAUCAGCAUCUAGGAAAAACGUCUCAACUUUUGGUCAUGUUCAUUAUGGCCAAACAUUUUGCAAGGGGAAACGAAAAAGAAUUUAGGGAGUCCCACCCUGUUUGAGUCUGUUAUCUUCUAUCUGAUGCCUACUGAACAUGUCCCUGGUGUCUCACCCUGUGUUGUGUGGUCUGGCGUCCCCUGUAGAAAACGCCCUGUUGGAAGAUGACAAGGUGUUCCACCUGGUGCGGCCAGCAGACGAGCUGGAUGAGGUCAAAUCUAAGAGAGGAAGUUUGAAGGCUAAGGCUACGACUAAAGCCAUCGCUGAGAUCUACCUGACACGACUGCUCUCUGUCAAGGUUAGUCAGUCUGAUAACUACACUACAUACAGCUGUUAUAGCACUCCGUAUAGAAGUUAUAGCGCUAUGUCUAGCAAUUAUAGCACUAGUAGGAACAGUUACAGCACUACGUAUAGCAGUUAUAGCACUACUAAGAACAGUUACAGCACUACAUAUAGCAGUUAUAGCACUACUAAGAACAGUUACAGCACUACAUAUAGAAAUUAUAGCACUACUAAGAACAGUUACAGCACUACAUAUAGCAGUUAUAGCACUACUAAGAACAGUUACAGCACUACAUAUAGAAAUUAUAGCACUACUAAGAACAGUUACAGCACUACAUAUAGAAAUUAUAGCACUACUAAGAACAGUUAUGGUACUAGUAGGAACAGUUAUAGCACCACAUAUAGCAGUUAUAGCACUACUAAGAACAGUUACAGCACUACAUAUAGCAGUUAUAGCACUACGUAUAGCAGUUAUAGCACUACUAAGAACAGUUACAGCACUACAUAUAGCAGUUAUAGCACUACGUAUAGCAGUUAUAGCGCUACUAAGAACAGUUAUAGCACUACAUAUAGCAGUUAUAGCACUACUAAGAACAGUUAUAGCACUACAUAUAGCAGUUAUAGCGCUACGUAUAGCAGUUAUAGCACUACGUAUAGCAGUUAUAGCACUACAUAUAGCAGUUAUAGCACUACCGAUAGCAGUUAUAGCACUACUAAGAACAGUUAUAGCACUACAUAUAGCAGUUAUAGCGCUACGUAUAGCAGUUAUAGCACUACGUAUUGCAGUUAUAGCACUACAUAUAGCAGUUAUAGCACUACUAAGAACAGUUAUAGCACUACAUAUAGCAGUUAUAGCGCUACGUAUAGCAGUUAUAGCACUACGUAUAGCAGUUAUAGCACUACAUAUAGCAGUUAUAGCACUACCGAUAGCAGUUAUAGCACUACGUAUUGCAGUUAUAGCACUACGUAUAGCAGUUAUAGCACUACGUAUUGCAGUUAUAGCAUUAUGUUUAGCAGUUAUAGUACUAGUUAUAAUAGGCUUAUAACACCUUUAGCACAAGUGCAGAAUUACUCAUUCAUUACUCAUUUGACCCGGAAAAUAUAAAAUGUAGAAUAUGUAGCGCUGAUUGUGUGGGUGGAGAGGAGAUGGACUCAUUGUGUGGGUGGACAGGAGAUGCACUCAUUGUGUGGGUGGACAGGAGAUGCACUCAUUGUGUGGGUGGACAGGAGAUGCACUCAUUGUGUGGGUGGACAGGAGAUGCACUCAUUGUGUGGGUGGACAGGAGAUGCACUCAUUGUGUGGGUGGACAGGAGAUACACUGGAAGUUGUGUGGGUGUAAGUGUGUGUUGUGGUACUUAAUGUGAGCUGAUGUUUUAUGCCUCUGUCAGAUACUAUCUACUGACUACCUAAUAUGAUAUGUGGUUGUUCCACCUAGCUCUCUUAAGAUGAAUGCAAUAACUGGAAGUCUCUCUGGAUAUGUCCUAGUGUGAGUGUCCUAAUAUGUGUGUGUGUCCUGUGUGUGUUGCAGGGUACUCUGCAGCAGUUUGUGGAUGAUUUCUUCCGCAGUGUGUUGUGUUCUGGAGCGGUGGUUCCUCCUGCUGUUAAAUACUUCUUUGACUUCCUGGAUGAGCAGGCUCUGAAACACGACAACGUUGAGGAGGAGACUGUCCAUAUCUGGAAGACCAACAGGUACACACACAUAGACACAAACACACACACACAGAUAUGCACACUGUAUACACACACGUAUAAACACAAUAGUUCAGUACCUCCAACCUUCUUCUACACUUGACUGUUCUUACCAUGUUGUAGUCCUAGGGUCUGACUCCUUUUUACCAUGUUGUAGUCCUAGGGUCUGACUCCUUUUUACCAUGUUGUAGUCCUAGGGUCUGACUGCUUCUUACCAUGUUGUAGUCCUAGGGUCUGACUCCUUCUUACCAUGUUGUAGUCCUAGGGUCUGACUCCUUUUUACCAUGUUGUAGUCCUAGGGUCUGACUGCUCCUUACCAUGUUGUAGUCCUAGGGUCUGACUGCUUCUUACCAUGUUGUAGUCCUAGCGUCUGACUCCUCUUUACAAUGUUGUAGUCCUAGGGUCUGACUGCUUCUUACCAUGUUGUAGUCCUAGGGUCUGACUCCUUUUUACAAUGUUGUAGUCCUAGGGUCUGACUGUCCUACCUUCCCUGGAAGUUAUCAGAGUGAAUUAUUUAACUCCUGUUGAUGGGAACUAUUAAAUAUAGAUACUGCUUGUGAUGUAUAUUUGAUUGACAGGUGGGAAUGAGUGUCAGAGUAAGAGCUGUAGUCAGGAUGAGGAGCUGAAAGACUGACUUCAUUAGACUCUAGAGACAUCUCUCUCACUAUCUAUCUUCUCCUCUUUCACUCACUCCCUCUCUUUCUUCCCCUGUUUCUCUUCUCUCCAUUCUCAGUCCCUUCCUCUUUAUCUAACUCUCUCUCUCUCUCUCUCUCUCUUUCUCUCUCUCCCUCCCUCUCUCUCUCUCUAUCCUUUCUCUCUCUCCCUCUCUCUUUCUCUCCCUCCCUCUAUCUCGCUCUCCCGCUCUCUAUCUCUCCCACCCCUCUCCUACAUAUCAGCAAGAGGAGAUAUCAGCAAGCCAAUUAAAUGAGGGCUUCCAGUGAAUGUGUUAUGUGAUGCAGCUAACAAAGCUUGAUAAUUAUACCCCGCUAUCCUUGGAUAAUGUUCCCCAGGCCUUAUCUCCAGUAAAGAAUAGGUUUUUAGGGGUUAGAGCUGUUGUGAAGCUGAGCUGGCUAGAGGGGAGAGAGGGAGAGAAAGGAAAGAGAGAGCGAGCGAGCAUCCAGCGAACAAAUAUAAAUUCUUAAAGAGGCUCUAGCUCGGUGUACGCUGAGGUGACCUGGAGGAGAAGACACACACACACACACACACACACACACACACGCACACAGACAGACCGCAGACUCAUUAGGAAUUCACUCGACCAAGGCUAAUUCAGAGGUAGAUGGAGAUCUGAUGACCCCUGUAGGCUCCUCCAGUCAGCAUUCUAAUAACACAGAACUCAAGUCCUUCUCAAAGGAGUAGAAUCUCACCACUUGAAUAGGAUUUCUAUAUGGGCUGAGGCUGGAGGACUCUGGCAGGUGGUGGGAUUAUUAGGCUUUAUUCAGCCUUACUCACACUUGUUUAGUUGUGGUUUCCUGUGUUGAGUUAAGAUGUCUGGGUUUGAGUGACUCAGCUGGUCUGUGAGGGAGAACGAAAAGGGAUCUGUUAUCUUGUUAAAUUAGAUGGGAAGGAGUUGGGCUUUAGUUUGGACAGCCUGCAACUGUUUCACCUUGCUCUUAUGCUGGGUUAAGCUGUGCUGCUCUGUGCGGUUGUGUGUGUGUGUAUAUACUAAUGUGUGUGUUCUCCUUCCCCAGCCUGCCCUUGCGUUUCUGGGUGAACAUCCUGAAGAACCCUCACUUCAUCUUUGACGUGCACGUGACGGAGGUGGUGGACGCGUCGCUGUCCGUCAUUGCUCAGACCUUCAUGGACGCCUGCACCAAGACGGAACACAAACUGAGCCGGGAAUCUCCCAGCAACAAGCUGCUCUAUGCAAAGGAGAUCUCCACCUAUAAGAAGAUGGUGGACGAGUGAGUUCUCUCAUAUUCAUCCCAGAACAUAUGAUGAUGAGGAUUGGAUUGACUGCCAAUCUAAUGAGCCGAUACUGCAGUACUCUUGACCAAUAUAGAGAAUAGGUUGCAGUCCGAACACACCAGAUGUAGUAUUAUCUCUUCUAGUGCAUCAUAAACAACACAGGGGAUAGGUUGGUAGGACCUGUCAGCCAAUCAGACAUCUCAUCUCGCUCUCCUUCUGUCUCUCCUCAGUUACUACAAGGGAAUCAAGCAGAUGGUCCCAGUCAGUGACCAGGACAUGAACACACACCUGGCUGAGGUGUCCAGGGUACGUACCUGUGUGUUCACGUGUGACCUCACAUCUGUUUGUGGUUGUGUGUGGGCAGUCUUCUAUUGCAUCAUCAGAAUACACCAAUAAGAUUCAUCCUUCCUUCUUUGUCCUCUCCAGGAACACACAGACAAGCUGAAUACCCAGGCGGCCUUGCACCAGCUCUACCAGUAUGCCAGCAAAUACUAUGACGGGGUAAAAACCUUACUACUCACUUCCUUGUUUGGUGGUUUGAAGGCCCUAUCCACUUGGUUAAGAACCUUAGGACUCACUUCCUUGUUUGGUGGUUUGAAGGCCCUAUCCACUUGGUUAAGAACCUUAGGACUCACUUCCUUGUUUGGUGGUUUGAAGGCCCUAUCCACUUGGUUAAGAACCUUAGGACUCACUUCCUUGUUUGGUGGUUUGAAGGCCCUAUCCACUUGGUUAAGAACCUUAGGACUCACUUCCUUGUUUGGUGGUUUGAAGGCCCUAUCCACUUGGUUAAGAACCUUAGGACUCACUUCCUUGUUUGGUGGUUUGAAGGCCCAAUCCACUUGGUUAAGAACCUUAGGACUCACUUCCUUGUUUGGUGGUUUGAAGGCCCUAUCCACUUGGUUAAGAACCUUAGGACUCACUUCCUUGUUUGGUGGUUUGAAGGCCCUAUCCACUUGGUUAAGAACCUUAGGACUCACUUCCUUGUUUGGUGGUUUGAAGGCCCUAUCCACGUGGUUAACUACCUCUGCAUUGUCCCUACAUCCUGUAGGAAAUUAGACAAAUGAAUGGCACUUGCUGUCGCAGAAAAUCUGUUUACUACUGUCUCUUCUGUGUCCUCUCUCGUUUACCCUCCCUCCCUCCCUCCAGAUCAUCCAGUCUUUAGAUGAAGACCCAGCCGCCCAGAGUAAACAGCUGACCCUGCGGCUGCAGCAGAUAGCCGCCGCCCUCGAGAACAAGGUCACUGACCUUUAACCUCUGACCCCCAGAGAGGUGGGGCCAGAUAUAGGGGGAGGAGCUAUGGGACCACUGUAGACCAAGAUGAGGGGGACCGGAGACUGAGGCAGAACUCGUUAACUUCAGACUAUUACAGUACCAACCAUGAAGAGUUACACAUAUCAAUCUUCCGCCUAGAGACAGGAUGUGGGAAACUAUGGCGUUUGGGGAAAAUACUUGUGAAGGAGCAGAACUACAGGGCCAAACUUGGACAGGAUGAUUCCUAA
Messenger RNA from Coregonus sp. 'balchen', 48456 nucleotides. Lineage: Eukaryota; Metazoa; Chordata; Actinopteri; Salmoniformes; Salmonidae. The record is from the annotation of a GenBank genome assembly.